This is a messenger RNA of Coregonus sp. 'balchen', 47638 nucleotides long. Lineage: Eukaryota; Metazoa; Chordata; Actinopteri; Salmoniformes; Salmonidae. The record is from the annotation of a GenBank genome assembly.
AUGGUGGACACUUAUCCAGUCCUAUCAGUGGCCAUGACGGAAAUAAGGUAAGGAAGGGAAGCCAAAAGCAUUGGGACCCACUGGGAGAGAUGGCGAUCUGUGUGUUACACAUUUAAACUUCCCCUCUGUUUAUUUUAGCAACCUCUGGGGCAGAAGUAUUAGCCUACUGUAUAUGUUUUGCUGUGGUAAAUUAAGAUAUUUUAAAUACUGUACUGUAAUGAAAAUAAAUAAUAUAUAUGUACUUUAAAGGCCCAGUGCAGUCACAUUAAAAAAAAAAAAAUUAUGAUAAUGCCCUUUUAGUAUAAGAGCUGUUUGAAAAUACUACCUGUUUACUGUCCGGCGGUAAAUAAGUUAAUAGACCAAUUAGAAAGAGCGUUCCAAUCCUCUCUGCCAAUAACAGCUAGUUUUCAGUUUUCCCCUCACUCAGACCACUCCCAUACAGUCUUAGCAAAAUUCUUGCUUGAGAAAUUGCUCUUUGCUAAGAAGCUAUCUGGUUAUUUAGAUAUUUGUUUCUUUUUUACCAUUUUAAUUGACAACAAUCACAGUAAAGUACUUAAUUGUAACCCAGAAAUGAUUUGAUAUUGAGAUAGAAACUGCUGCAUUGGACCUUUAAGAGAUGUUUUUCUUCUUUCUCAGUGAAUUUUAUGCCAGAUGAUACAAGACAUGACUGUAUUAAAUGACUGUAGAUGAUGUCUAAAUGUUUUAUAAAAGAUAUAAAGUAUAUUUAGAUUUUGUAUAAAAUGUGAUAUUCAAUAUUUUGUGUGAUUUGUCUACUGCGCUAUUAUUAAAACUAGAAACUGAAUGUAUUGUGACUGCCAAGAAGCCAAAAGUGAUCAAAUAAUAAAUAACUGAUAAAUGAAUAAAUUACAUCACUCUGUAGCACAAUGACCGGCUCUCAUUCAGUACUUAUACUGAAAUUAAAUAGAAAGCAAGAAAAUGUAAAGUGUUCAAUAGGUGUCACACUUCCAAAUCUGGCUUUCAUACUACCUUGGACAUCUAAUCAUCCAUAUUUUGUCACUCAUGAUCCGCUGUAUGAUAUUGACCAUAACCUAUUUAUUAAUAUCAUGAAUCUCGUGCUCAUAAUGAGAUUGAGGAAGACCGACAGGAGGCGCAACACAGACCAAAUAGACCUAUUCAAUGGACGGACAGAUCCAGAAAAUGGAAAACCCUCCAUUAAAAUGCAUUACACGGAAAAUAACGACAAUGGCACUUCACAUAACAUAGAUUAUAGCUAAACAGGAAAAUCUAGCCUUGGAAGAUGCCCUUCUCUCCUACCGAGCAGCACUGUUGAGUUCAGUGAUGGACAUCAGUCUCCAGGGGAAAGGGGAGGGCACUGCGAGUUUGACAGGUCUAUCAGUGUGACGUGACUGGGAGGCAAACAACAGUUUAUUAACUCAACCUACCAACCAUAUGCAGGCAUCCCAACUUCGCCAGCCAACUAUAAAUAACUUCAGGGGUUUUGUUGUCGGUGCACGUCGAGGUCUCCUUAUAACCUUCGUCUCAAUUAAAUUAGAUGGUUUCCCUCUCUUAAACAGCUCCAGUGCUUGUCACGGCGACUACGAGAUGAUGUUUGUAGAUGAUCUGGUCUGGGCUUUGUUCAAGCGCCACUGGCGGCACACACUGACCUACUGGAGCGUGUUCUUCAGUUUCGGGCUCUGUAUCGCGUUCCUGGGGCCGACCAUCCUGGACCUGAGGUGUCAGACCCAGUCCACUCUGCAGGAGAUCACCUGGGUCUUCUUCGCCCAACAAUUCUUCCUCAUGCUGGGGAGCGCCCUAGGGGGACUCUUCAAGAAGACGUGAGUGUCAGAUGUCUGGCUACUGGUGUGGCCAAUGUGUGUCAGGGUUGGGGUAAAUUUAGUUUCAAGUGAUUUUGAAACUACAACCUGGGAUUUGUUUUUCAGCAACAGCAAUUAACAGCAGCCCCUCCACUUGUUUUGGUGUGCAGCUGAGGGAUUGAGGAGAUGUAACCUUUCUAAUUCAUUGACAGUGCCCUAGAUGCAAAGGACUGACAGUCAUAACAUCCACAUGGUAGACUAGUUUUAAACAUCAUAAGUUUUGAAACUAUAUAUUUGUGUCCUUUAAGUUCCUGUUAUUUGUGAACAAAGGAUGGAGUAAUAACGCUUUAUAUUGUGGUUUAUGAUAUAGGGUAAGACAGUUGUGCUAAGCUCUUGAGGCAUAUUUUAGCAGGGGUGCAAAUUUCACAUGUCCCCCCCACAUUCUGAAAUUGCAUUUUUGUCCCCACCAGUUUUGUCAUUGGAAUGGGAUACAAAACGAGGCGACGGUGUGCUUUAGAACCAUGCGGACGCCUCCGAGCGGUCGGAUAGGCUGUUUGGAGUGUUUAUCUGACUGAGAAAAAAUAAAAAUAAUGAUUGUCCCCCCACUUCUAAAGCCAAAGUUGCGCCCCUGUAUAUUAGCAAUAUUAUUCAAGAACCAAUGGGUAUAUCAUGAAUUGAAAUGACAAUGACCAUAGUCGGGUUAGCUGACAGCGUCACUAAAACGACAUGCACGUUUCAAUAACCAGGUUUCCAUCCAACAUUUUUAUGUGUGUAAAGUACCAACCUGGUUUCAUAUUAUUCUGUACCUAAAUCCGAGACACUGCAUUAAGUAUGAUACAGUAUCUUACAUUUGGUAUGGUUACAUAAGACAGAUGGUUACUUAAGGCAAAAUCAAAAGUAGGGUGGUUGGGUAGGCGUAUAACAUGAAGGUCCAGCAACCCAAAGGUAGCGAGUUUAAAUCUCAUCACGGACAACUUUAGCAUUUUAGCAACUUUUCAACUACUUACUACUUUUUAGCUACUUUGCAACUACUUAACAUGUUAGAUAACCCUUCUCCUAACCAUUUAGCUAACUCUUCACCUAACCUUAACCCUUUUAGCUAACCUUUCACCUAACCUUAACCCUUUUAGCUAACCAUUCCCCUAACCUCAACCCUUUUAGCUAACCUUUCCCCUAACCUUAACUCCUAACCCCUAGCCUAGCUAACGUUAGCGAGCUAGCUAACAUUAGCCACCUAGCUAGAAUUCCUAAUAUAUCAUACAUUUUGCAAAUUCGUAACAUAUCAUACGGAAUAGGUGAUGGACAGCCAUAAAUUUAAAAAAAAAACAUACGAAAUGUAAUGUAUCAUACUUAAUGGAUUGUCUCAGAUAGAAGUGCAGAAUAAUACGAAAUGCUCGGAGACCAGGUUGUGCAACCAACCACAUGUCUGAUAAAAAAUGUCAUGACAGGCCUGAUGCAAAUUUGUCUGUAAACUUUCCAAAUGUCAACAAAGCAAAAUACGCUAUACAAGGUGCUGGGAUCUUUUGGGGUCUGUAAAAAAACUCCUUUAUGCACAAAUAUUGAUAUAAUAACCAUCAUAUCGAAGUAGACUUGGAGUCACGCAAUGAUAUGGUGUGUGGUCCUCCCUCUACGACUCGGGAAACCAUGCAGUUUAUUAGGCUACAGAUGAAAUAUGUUAUGAUGAACUUCACAGGGUGGUGAACGUGCACAGUGAUCUUGAUGCUCAUUUCCAAUAAAUAUCAAGGGUCUUAUUCUGGUGACAUGAUGAUCGAUGCCUGACUGCCAUUUGACAAAUAAAAAUAUCCACAAUAAUCUCAUCAUGUAGACUAGCAUACCUAGCACGUGCCAAGACCAGAGAAGGCACAUUUGCUAUUUAAUGCAACAUAUUUGUGACAAAACUAUCGGUGGAGUUGAAAAUGUGAUGGAAACACUUGAAAACUUAAGCGAAAAAUAAAAUGUUGUGUGCACUACAUCAUCACGCACUAAUUUUUAUCCGCAACAAGUCAGUUUGGUGGAAAUGCACCACGGGUGGAAAAAUUUGCAUAUUUUCUUUAUGCAGAUUUUCGAAUAUUUGCAUGAAAAUCUGUUGCCAAUUGGAUGGAAACCUAGCUAAUGAGUAAGACAUGAGGAUUCCAAAGAAAUUGACAAAAGUCACCCACAGACCCCCCACACCCCACGCCAAUCCCAACAACGAGUAUACAUUAUCAGUUCUCUAUGUUUGACGAGUGGUAUGGAGCUGCGGCUCGGACUAUUGUUUCCUCAUCCUAUGUAAUGCAUUCCCAGUGAAUUUGGUGAUGGUUCUUUCCCGUGUUCAGAGAAAUUAGUCAUUGAAGUUGUUAGGUUUAUGUCUUAUCCUACAUCCUGGUAUUACCAGGUUCUGACCCCUAGAUGGUGCUGUUCCUGCUCGUCUUUUUUUUUUAAGAACCCCCCCUCAAUGUUAAAGGGAUAGUUCACCCAAAUUAUUAAAUUACAUUUUGGUUUCCUUACCCUGUAAGCAGUCUGUGGACAAGGUAUGACAGCAACCUGUGCUUUGGUUUUGUUUACCUGGCCACUGUUUCAAAUGCUAACUUUUUAGCAUUUGUGGCGCAAGUCCAAUGCAAGUCAGUGGUACCUAUAUUAGCAUUUUGUGUUCAAAUCAUCCUAAAGUAUCUUGUAACUCAAUUAUGUUACUUGAGAUGAUUUGGAUAUGAAGCGUGAAAAUGCAAAUCUAGGUACCAUUGACUUGAUUUGUGUGACAAAUGCAAAAAAGGUAACAGCAGCCAGGUAAACAAACCAAAGCAUGGGUUGUUGUCAUACCUUGUCCAAUGAGAUAUAAAUGUUUUUUAUGUUGAAUAAAUGACUGUGAAAAUGUGUAUAUCAGAAUCUAGACAUACUGCAUAUUUGAGAGAACACUAUAAGGAGUAUAAUGACACCAACAUAUUAUGUGUCAUGUACAGUUCACAGAUCAUAGGGUCUUGGGGGCGGCAGGUAGCUUAGUGGUUAAGAGCGUAGUGCCAGUAACCGAAAGGUCGCUGGUUCUAAUCCCCGAGCCGACUAGGUGAAAAAUCUGUCGAUGUGCCCUUGAGCAAGGCACUUAACCCUAAUUGCUCCUGUAAGUCGCUCUGGAUAAGAGCGUCUGCUAAAUGACUAAAAUGUAAAAUGUAAAUGUUACAGGAGGCAUGUAUAGGUCUAAAAAGGGCCUAAAAUUGCCAAUUUCAUCAUGAUUUUCUCAAAACAGGUUUGUGACACGUUAAAAGCAUGUUAAACAACUUUCCUCCCAAUGAAGUUUCUAUGUGAGAAUUGCCAGAGCAAUCUGAGAUAACAAAAAAAUUUCUGCUGCUGUGGAAUUGCCCAAGUCAAGAAUAUACAGUUAUACCACAGACUUGACAGACCAGACAAGGCUUAAAGUGCUUUGCUUUUGUUUAAAACUGUGAUACUCCUUGGCAGAAACAGGAAGGGAGAGAGAGUGAGAGUGAUGGGAAGAGAGAGAGAUUGAGGUAGUGAGAGAGAGAAAAAGAGAGAUGGACGUAUUCUGGUGUUAACUGCAACUUGCCGUGUUUAUUAGGGACCCAGUCUAAUGGAAUGUUAGUUCUCAAACCAGCUCAGAGCGAGGGAGUGGGAAGUUGGCGGAAUGGAGGUAGAGAUAAGGCGGGGCUCGCUGUACACUAGGUGCCUCAGGGGGUCUGAUAAACUCUGACAAACAGGGUAAAUACGACCGUAGCACUAAUCAAUGGGGAUUGGGUCAAGGUGACAUUCCUGCUACAAUACUGCCCAUGCUAGUAGAGCUGGAGAAACAGCCCCUCAGCUACCCUACCUACCUGGAGCUGCCUCUAGCCAUGGGUUAAGACCAGAGAGGGGAGAGCUAAGCAGGCCAGAUGUGACUGGAAGUGGAGCGAGAGGGCCAGCAAGGGGGCUCAAUUACCUUAAACAGAGGGAGCUAUAAAUUGUUGUUAACUGUUUUAAUUUCUCUCUUUACCAAAGCCACUGUUACCCAAAAUAGUGCUCUAAUAUCUGUCCCCCUCCCUCCUCUUUCCAGGCUCCGCUGCGCCCUCUCAGCUCUCUUCGUCUCUAGUCUUGUCAUCUCUGUGGUUUUUGCCAUAAUCCCACUAUGCCACCAUGUGCUGAUGCUUGCCGUUGCCAUGGCAAUAUCUGGCACGGCAAUGGGGGUGAUUGACACCAUCGCCAACCAGCAGCUGGUGAAGCUCUACCAGAAAGAUUCAGCAGUGUUCCUACAGGUCAGAGAGAGAGGGAGGGAGGAGGGAGUAAGGGAGGGGGAAGGAGGAGGGAUGGAGGGGAGGAGAAAGUGAGAGGGGUCAGGGGUAUUUUAAUCACAAAUUGCACAAAAAUGAUUCUCCCCUCCCAUCUCCUCCUCAGGUCCUGCAUUUAUUCACAGGGCUCGGUGCGUUGGUGAGUCCCCUGGUAGCAGACCCGUUCCUGUCUGAGGAGAGUUGUGUUCUGGGGGGGAACAUGACAGCCAACUCCUCCACUGACCUCCAUCACCUUCGCAGCUCCCUGGCAGGCAAAGGGACAACCCCCCUGCACAACGUAUCCAACCACUACCACCUCCACACAGAGGGCAUCAUCACCACCAACAUCUCCUACGCAUUCUGGAUCAUGUCUUUUAUCAAUGUAAGUGUAUAAGCACUUUGUUAGCAGUUAGAUUGUGGUGUUGUAGCUGUGGUUGAUACAGUAGCUGCAGGUUAGCAGUAGUGGCUGGUUGAUUUGAAUAACAAAACAAAAGGGAGAUUGUACCACAGGGCAAGCUUCCUCGAGAUCACUGAGAAAGAUGGCCCUUUUGCAUAGACAGUAACCAGGGAGUCACAGAGAGAUUUUGUAUUUUAUUUUUUCAAUUGUGUAUGUUCUUUCUCUAGCUGCCUGUGCCUUUAGCAGUGUAUUUGUUGAUGUACCGUGAGCGGCUGUUCCCCUGCUCCAACCAGAGCCCUCGUCUGCUGGACAAGGAGAAAAACUCAGAGAAGAACCAACAGGACCACAACAUCCAGGGUAAGACACCUCUCACCCAACCCAGGGUAAGUCUAACAAUAGUCCCCUCACACCUCACAGGGUAAGACACCUCACACAUUCACCCAACCCAAUGUAAGACCCCCCUAAAAUAUCCACAACAGCUGCCAGGGUGGAACCCCAUAGACACUACAGCCCAAACUUCUCACCAACUAAAACAUCACUAGUGCGGGGCUUGAAUAAAAGCUUGAACACUCUGUAGCUGUCCAGGCCUGGGGUUGAAGAACCCUGAACUAAACAUGUCAUUCUGUACUAUAAAUCCAGGUCGCGGGGGUUUGCUUGGCUGCUGUAACUAUGGUGAUGUGAAGGAUCGCCCCGCCUCCUACUUCCUCCUUUACAUUCUGGGCGGAGCCGUGCUUUCAUCACCGAUGGCAUCAUUGUGAGACUGAACUUUGCCACACACACACCCACAUAGACACGACUGCUCACUGUCAACCUACUAAUUCCUGUUGUUUGUUUAACCCAGGGUUCCUACACAGGAUUCAUCUACACCUACGCAGUGUCUCCUCCACUCUCUCUGCCUCACAAGAUGGCUGGCUAUCUGACCAGUGUGUUCUGGGCAUCUGUUACUACGGGCAGACUGGCAUCUAUAUAUCUGUCAUACAGAUACACACAACAACGACUAAUCAAUGUCAGCCUGGUACAGACACACACUUGGUUUUUACAUACUAGUAGCGUGUGAGUGUUGAAGUGAGAAGUGAAACUGCCUAAGAUGACGCGUCUGAGAAACAGACAUUAUUGGAGAUGAUCAGAUAUUUGAGAUUGGUGUGUUUUAAAACAGUCAGGUGGCUGCAUGGAUGUCUUUUGCACACUUGUACAACACACACACAUACAAUGUGAAGAGCACGAAACCCAGUUUGAAUUCAAAUAAAGAAUUCAAAUAAAGUUAUAAAUAUAUGCAUUAGAAUGUUACAGCAAAACCAAGCAUUUACAGGUAGAUUACAGGUGGUAAAUAUGCUGAUGUCCUCCUUACAACUUUAUUUAGUGAGAAGGGCAUGGACAUAUGAUAACUAUGCCAAAAUAAAUAAUCUUACCUCUCUCCUGCUCUCCCUCUCUUUCUCUCGGUCUCUCUGUGUUUCAGGUGGGGGUGAUAGUGGUGCAGUGUCUGCUGUUGAUCCUGUACUCCAGCCAUGUGUUCAUCUUCAUGGGAACGUGUAUGUUAGGCCUCUUCAUCAGCAGUGUGUUCCCCUGCAUGGUGGCCCUCACAGAAGAUAUGGUCAACUAUAAAGGUACAAACACACACAGUAAGAAUGCUUGUAUUUGAGUUGAUAUAGAUAGUCUCCUCUCCCUCCCUCAGGUUGUGUCACUACUGUCCUGGUGACCAGUGCUGGGACAGGAGAGAUGGUGCUGCAGCUUCUCACAGGACAGGUAAGGAACACAGGAGGGUGUGUGUGUGUGUGUGUGUGUGUGUGUGUGUGUGUGUGUGACUGCUUUAUAUGAAUAGACUGUGUUUACUGUAGGUGUAAUGUGUUUCUCACUUCAGUUGAUCCACAGUAAAGGCAGUUAUAGUUUCCUGUUGGUUGGUAUGAUCUCAUCCUGCAUCGGAUUCACUGUGUUCCUCGGCCUACUCUACAUUCAACACCUACACAGGAGCUCCCAAGCAGGUAGACACACACACACAGGUUAUGAGGAAACUAUUUUAGUAAACUUAAACUGUCUUAUUUAUUUAUCCACAGCCAAACGUGCUAGUAAGGAAAUCGCCAUGACGGAGAAGCCUUUGAGCGAGUGAUGGAGAGAGGCCAUGAGGAUGAAACAAGGGACAGAGAGAUGAAGACAGAGUAAAGGGAAAGCACAGCGAUGACCCAACUGUUUAAAAUGCCUGGAGGAGAGGCAGCAACUACUGGAAUUCAACCAGACUUUCUCCUCAACACCCAGAGACAAUCAAGUUCAACCCAAAGACAAUCCCUUGUUACCCAGUAUCCACCCUCAGAUCAAACACAAACUUAGACGGAUUAUUCAGAUUUAGCUGGCUAUAGAUACUUACAAUAAUCUAUCCACUCAGAAAUCGUCUGUUUGGAAUUAUGAAUUUAAGAUUUAUUUUUGUAUGUUAGAACUGGGAAAUGUUAUGUGUUAUGCAGUAGCUGUCUGACUGACUGUGGCAUUCAUAAAGCAGGAGUUGGAGAGUAGAUGUUAACUUUGCUUGUUUGUGUCUUGAUAAAGCAUUGCUUGUUCAUGUCUUUGUCUUUCUAAAUGCUGUCUGACCAUGACAGUGUAAAGCCAUGAACAGGCUGAGACUAAAGCCUCCUCCAUUUACAUUUUACAUUACAUUUUAGUCAUUUAGCAGACGCUCUUAUCCAGAGUGACUUACAGUUAGUGAUUACAUAUUUUUUUUAUACUGGCCCCCCGUGGGAAUCGAACCCACAACCCUGGCGUUGCAAACGCCAUGCUCUAUCAACUGAGCUACAUCCCUGCCGGCCAUUCCCUCCCCUACCCUAGACGACGCUGGGCCAAUUGUGCGCCGCCCAUGAGUCUCCCGGUCGUGGCCGGCUGCGACAGAGCCUGGAUUCGAACCAGGAUCUCUAGUGGCACAGUUAGCACUGCGAUGCAGUGCCUUAGACCACUGCGCCACUCAGGAGUCAUGCUGCUUAUAUAAACUCACGUCAGCUGGUAUCCUGCUGGAUCCGUGACUGCUCCCAGUGUCUUAUAAAGAGCUUUAAUGUAGACAAUGACCCGUGUGACUCAGGUGGAGCAAUGACAUGAGGACAGAUGGUGUUGCUGUGUGAGCAAGGUGUGGGGGUUAGGUUACCUCACAGGGCUGGCCCUAGACAAAAACAAAAAGUGUAUGAAUUUUUUGGGGAACUCCAUCAGGGUCUCAACGUACUGUUGAGUUAGAUUAGUAGAAUGGUGCACUUUUGAGAUUUGGUUGUGCAUCAGCAGUUUCUCUUAUGUCAGUCACUCAAUUAGCCAACCAAGUCUUGCUUAGGGCCCCCAAAAGGCUAGGGCCGGCCCUGUUACCUCAAAUACUAGUCUUGUGGCUGCAUCCUUCCAAAUCUCUUGUUGAUUUAUGAGAAGCUUAGCCUUCCAGGGCUAAGCAAACACAGACAGGGUGACUAGAGAUAUUUGUUUUAUUUUAUAGUCUCUUGUGUUAUAAACACUUCCUACUUCUCAAACAUACACACACGGCUGUGCCACUCCAAGACAAGUAGCUUGUAAACAUAUAAAAAGCAUUUUGAACUAAUACAAUUUACAGAAGUGAACAAAACAAGAACAGAAGUGUAGAAGCAAACGGUCAGUUUGUGUCAUUUAACCUAUAAGGGGGGGGGGGGGGGGGGCCUCAAUGUGAAUGUGGGCGUGCUCGGCCCUCUGUUUCCUGUAGUCCACGAUCAGCUAAUUUGUCUUGCUCAGGUUGAGGGAGUGGUUGUGGUCUUGCCAUCACACUGCCAGGUCUCUGACCUCCUCCCUAUAGGCUGUCUCAUCGUUGUCGGUGAUCAAGCCUACCACCGUCGUGUCGUCUGCAAACUUAAUGAUGGUGUUGGAGGCUGGCGCGGCUACGCAGUUGUGGGUGAAGAGGGAGUACAGGAGGGGCCCCUGUGUUGAGGGUCAGCGAGGCGGAUGUAUUGUUGCCUACCCUCACCACCUGGGGGCAGCCCGUCAGGAAGUCCAAGAUCUAGUUGCAGAGGGAGGUGUUCAGUCCCAGGGUCUUUAGCUCAGUGAUGAGCUUGGAGGGCACUAUGGUGUUAAACGCUGAGCUGUAAUGAAUGAACAGCAUUCUUACAUAGGUCUUUUGUCCAGGUGGGAAAGGGCAGUUGUGGAGUGCAAAAGAUAUUGCAUCAUAUGUGGAUCUGUUGGGGUAGUAUGUGAAUAGGAGUGGUCCAGGGUUUCUGGGAUGAUGGUGUUGAUGUGAGCUAUGACCAGCCUUUCAAAGCAUUUCAUGGCUACAGAUGUGAGUGUGUAGUAUCUGAGGAAUUUAUGACUUUGCAAAUGGUUUCAAAUUGUUUUAGAGGAUGUUGACUCAGCUUAAAGGGAGCAUCUGGGGAGUAGUUCUAUAGGGGCACCAUAAAGCUCAGGAAGUCUGUUAGGUGGCCUCCUGGGAUUGGUUGGUAGGGAAAAACCACCCAUAUUAUAUUACAUAUGGCAUAGGAUAUAAAUACCAUGUUUUGAACAAAGGAGGACAGAAUAAUCAUAUUUGAGAUGGGGCGAUUAUUCUCCAGAUAUCUGCAGGUAUCUGUAAAUCGACGCUGUAACCCUUUGUUAUGAAUAAACCUUUAUGAUGAAAAUACAGCGUCAGCGGUUCUCCUUGGUCUCACAGCAUAAUUAGCAACAUUUUCUCGACACAACAAAAUGGCGACGAGGAAUUUGGGACGGUAUUGCGUUUUUUUCUCAGCGUUUCAUUCAUGGGCGCCGAGCUGACUUUCGCUCCGGAGUCCGGCAGAUAAGGGUGAGUUUUGUCACCACUUUGGGCUCUGGUUAGUUAGUGUGUCUGUGUGUGUACGUUGAAUGAAUGCACCGUUAAGAACUUGCGUGUGUGCUUUGCUGAUUUGCUGUGGGAUAGGAGUCCGUUCUAAAUUUGUUUGCGCUGGUAAAUCAACGCAAAAAGGGGGGAGUGUCUAUAACUAUUGAAGAAUAGAAGGAAUAAGGCCAGGAACUACGGUAAAUGUGUACAAAUUAGAGCCAUUGCGAAUCUAUGUUAGCCCUCUUAAUGAGGCGAUCACUAGGAUGGGCCGAAAAUCCUAAAAACACCUUAGGUGUAUUUAGGUGAGUCCAGGAGACUUGAGGCUGUGGUAUAUAUAUUCGGUUGCAAGUUACCGCUCAACAUGUGGUUGACGAAUUAUAUGAUUGAUGUGACCGCUCAUUGAAUUUCCGCGGACCUCGUGGUAGCACAAAUUUAGAACAAAGGAAUUAUACGGCGCAAUGGAGGUAACAUGCUACAUGAUACAUGAUACAUGAUACAUGCUGCAUGCUACCUUAGAGGUCAAUAUGAAUGGAUUAAGCCUCUUAAACUGUGUAGAAUAGUGUAGGAUUUGUGUCCUAUGGUUUGUGAGCUCUGUUAAGUGUUAUUGUUUGUCUAUGAGGGGUAAAAGAGAGGAAGUACAGCGGGACUGUUAACUUUCUGUUGUCUGGAUUGGAGAGAGCUGGGAGAGAGCUCCAUCCACUGUGAAAUCGUAUUGGUGUAUGGACUACGCAUGCACGUGAUUUUAUUACUUUAGAGUUACGUAGGGGUAAAUGUGCCACUCCCCUGCCUACACUGAGCUGGGGGAGACGCAGACGAACGAAGAGAGAGAAGAUUUGGAGACUAAUAGUGUAUUCUGUUUGUUAAAUAGGCUGUUGUUUAAUGAUGAAACUGUUUUCUUGAGACCUAUCGAAUUGAUAAACUAGAGAUAUGUUGACGGAUAAAAUAAAAUAAAAUAUAUAUUUUUUUAAUGUUAUUGAGCUAUUUAUACUAUUCCUGAGUUAAUUCUUAGCGCGAAUGUGACUAGAGAAAUAUUGAAUGGUUGAAAUAACUCAGUGUGUGCAUAAAAUACUAAAGUCUUGUCUGUUUCUUUGUUAUUCUGUCAUAUGGAGAGACGAUAAGAAGAGAGUAGAUAAGAAGAGACUACGAGAGAGUAGAGAUGGACGAUCGAGAAGAGACGAGUAGAGAUAGGACGAGAGAGAGAUGGAGAGAGAGGAGUAUUCGAGAGAUGAGAGAUAGACGACUCUAGAGCGCAGCUGCGGGGGCAGUCGAGAUUCGAAUAGAGACUCCUCUCGUUCCGCGGGACGAUUUAGCUGUACGAGAGCAUCGCGAGACGGCAGAGAGAGAAUGCGAGUCAGAGAGCAGAGAGGAGAGAGAGGAGUGAAGCGCAAGGCAAGAGAGAUGAGGAGCUUGACCAAGAGAGAGAGGAAGAGGAGAGAGAGACGAGAGGAGAGGAAGGACCGUUAGCCAUACGGAAGACGAGGAGUGGAGUGCAUCACGCGACAGGGUGUGACGCGACAGAGUCUGCUGCAACAGGAUCCAGUCAAAUCAAGGCCAGUACUGUUCUAUUUACAAAACGUACCUUCCCAUACAGGAUAUUUUGUGUGCCUAGCAUAAUUGAUGUUAUGACAAUUUGACAAGGAAUUGGCAAAAGACUGAUCAAUUGAUGAAAAUAAGAAUUGCAUAUUGGAGUUUUUGUGCAUGAGUGGGUUUGAUUAGAGUUGAGUGGGGGAAUCGAGUACUGACAUUAUUCUGUACAAUUAAGGUAAUUGGGUUGUGAGUACUGUAGUGUUGCAGGAUUAUAUGUCUUUAUUUUUUGGAUUGCUCUGAAGUUGACUACUUUCAUUUAAUUUCUUGAUUGGAUGUGGUAAGAUUGCCACUAAUCAAUAAUUUGGUAAAAUAAAAUAAAAUGAAAAAAUAAAUAAAUUGAUGAAUAAAUUAAUUGAUUAAUUAAUUAAUUUGGGGGGGGGGGGAAGAAGAAAAAAAAGGGAACUAUAAGCUAUAUAGUCUAAAAUAAAAAUAAUUCACAAUAAAGGAAUAUAAAAAAAUUGUUGUUACAAUGGGGAAAAAGGACAUCAGAACUAUGAAAGUAAAUACACCUGUUGAUAUAGUUGAAAAUAGUAAACCUUGCAAUACCAUUAACUAAAGGUUAUCUGGAAAAGGGAAUAAACGUUGGCCUGACAUUGAACAAUCAUAGCUAGUGGAAGGGAAUCUUAACCCUGACGUCAUCAACAUGAUGAAAGUGAUUGAAUAAUAGAGAGAGGACAAGCAGAAACGACCAUAAAGAUGAAUCCAAAACUCCAAAAGUAGGAAGAAAACCGAGAUGUCUGGAAACUAAGGGUGGAAUAAGGUUCAGGAAGAUGGAACUUGAAGAUGAAGAAGAAGAAGAUGAUGAUGAUGAUCAGAGUGAUUGAGAAGAGAUCAUGGGUGGAUAUGACCCUGUGAUCAGACGGAGGUUGGCCAGAGCGGAAAGAAGGGGUGAUGGAUGUUUGAAGAAGAAGAAUACAAGUUAUUCCAGUUCUGAUGAAAGCGAAGAUGAAGACAGCGAUAAAGAUUUGGAGAUUAAAGGUGCUUCAUAUUCAAGAGGAUUUUAUUCUACAAUGAUUAGCAAAGAAGAAAUAGAAAGAGAUAUAGACUGAUGCGUAUUAUGCCUGGAUAAGGGGAAUAAUUUAGAAGAGACAAAGAGAACUGGAAGAACAACUCAAGAAGCUGAAGAUACAGAAGAGAAGAGGAAAAAACUGCUGAGAAAAGGAUCCCAAGAAUUGGAGAAGUAUACAUUGAGGCCAAGGAAAAAGGGCACCAGUAAGAAGAUGAUGGAAGAUGAUAUUUCGAGGACAGAGCCUAGAACUAGAAAGAACAGGACCAAGAAACUCUCAGAAAACUUGAUGAAAUACAACUCGGGGAGAAGAAGAAGGAGAAGAAAAGCUUUGGUUAUGAAGAAUCAGUGUGCACCAAAUCAACAAUCACUGCCACAGCUUCAACUGAACAAGGUCAAAUGCAAUUGUACUAGCCACAACUAGUGGUACAAGUUGUUUCAUAUCCAUAGAUAGUUUCUGGAAAGAAAGAAUUUCAGAGGAAGAUACAGGAGCAAGUGAAGAUCAUCUGGAGGACAGGUGAACCCUUAUAGGGACAAGGAGCAAGGAUUCUAGGGGUGCCCAGAAGAUCGGAAAGGGGGUGUCAGCUGGUAGCACCAGUUAGGGGAAAAAGAUCCAACAAUUGAGGUGAAAAUAAACAAUGGACUAUGGGAAGUGAUGGUGGAUAGUGGAACUGCUUUUAUCUGUGUUCGGCCUGAAGAGGCUACACAUCUCACUAUGUAAAAUCAACUAAUUAGGAUAGGGAUUCAAGGGAGUGAAACAGUUGAUUACUCUUAAGGAACCAAUUGAUCUCUGCUAUAAAAAAAAAAAAAUUACAAUACCCAUACUGGUAUCAGAACAUAUACCUAUUGCAUUGUUGGGAAGAGAUGCAUUGUGUAAGUUGAACUGUACAAUAAGAUGUACACCAGACGGCUGUCUGGUAGAAGUGCCAAAGGAAAAUGUUUACCAAUGGUUGAUGAUGACAGAGAUGGAUUUGUCUACAGUAUUCUGGAUGGGAAAUCUCAGUGAAGAUUUUGAGGAGGAAGACCUCCUUGGAAGAAUGAGUAUCAUUUGAAAGAUGAAGCAAUUCAAGGGAUUGAACCAGAAAUGGAAGUACUUUCAAAAGCAGGUGUUUUGAAGACAAUAGAAAAAAUCGUUAGAGUAGGAAUCAAUUGUUGUUUUGGGGAGAAACCAUGAGGGGUUGAUAGUAGCGCCUCUGGACCUAUUAGGUCUGAUGAUUUAGGAAGCUAGGGGUUAGCUAAUGUUGAAAGAAGGCUAAGGUUAGGAGAAAGAUUACAAAGGAGUAUGGUUUUGGGGAAUCAUAUUUGCUUGAAAGGGUUGAUUAUAUCAUAGGAAGGAGGACAAUCUGUCUGAAAAAUAAUGUUUACAGGGGGUGACUGUUAUUCUUGGUUACAUUCCUACACCAAGAGGUGAAUAAGAUGUCAAACUAGGCUAAAAGAUGCUCAAUUGUUUGCCAAGUCUGUGUGUAAAGAAGUCAUAAGCAGGUGGGGAUUACCCGAUCACAUGUCCUAAAAUUAGUGGGAAAGGAUUUUGUGAAUAAAUCAGUGAAAUGGUUUUUCUAAAAUUAGUGGGAAAGGAAUUUGUGGAUAAAUCAGUGAAAUGGUUUUUGAAAAAGUUAGGAGAAAAGUCAGAUUUAAAAAGUUAAGAAAACUAGGGUUGAAGGAACUCUAGGACAGUCAGCUAAGCUUCAAUGUUAGUAGUAAGAGAGAGAGAGAACAGUGGUGAAGGGAAAUUUAGAGUUCAGUGGGAAGAUAGAUAUGGUAGGAGUUUAGAUCUGUUAGGAGCAGUUGCAUUGAGAAAGUAUGCGUUGCUGAAUGAUAAGAGAAGAUUGAGGGUGAUUGUAGUAUCUAUGUUUACAAUUCCCAGCAGGAAGAUCAAGGUGAUUAUAAGUGUAUUUUUUAUAAUCAACAUUUUGAAAGUGAGGGAUUAGAGGUGGGACUGAGAGUUAAUGUAGUGACACUAGUGGUGAUAGAUGGAAAUACAAGUAAAGAGUUCAAAGCCUUAGGGAAAAUAGAUGAAUCAACAACAAUGACAUCAACACUUCAGCAUAUUAUAACAGCAAUUUAACUCUUUCAACAUUGACAGUUAUUAAAGCUAUAAAUAUAUCACAUUUGAUUACAAGGGAGCCAAUCGCUCCAGCACCAAUUUUAGAGGAAAAGACUGUCAUUAGGGUUAGGAUGGGUGAUACAGCUCAUCUUCCUUGUAGAUGUGAGAGAAGGAAUGUGUAGAGGUGAGAUUCCUCUCAUGUGGAGAGAUAAUUAUGGAGAAGAAGUGUUGUUAUCAGGACCAGAAGUAGAAGCUGUGCCCCCUAGUCAAAGGAAGUAUAUUUUGUACAACGAUAUGAAGUGGAAGAGGGUUAUGAGUGAUUGCUGACUUAUUUUGAGUAAUGUUACAUGGAAAGAUCAGGGAGAAUUUAUGUGUACUUAUCUAGUGCAAGCAUUAAAAUUUGUUCCGGUUAAGAAUUAUUGGUUAAAAGGCUAUGUAACUCGUAAGGUGACGCUCAUGAUGGAAGAUUUGAAGUCUGUUGAAGCUUCCACAGUCACCAAGGGAGUUCAAGAGAAGUAUAUUACAGUAGCCACUCCAACAGUAAAUACUACACAGAGGAUAUCUGUAACUUUUCCACUGGAAAUAGUUAAGGGUGUUAAUAAAUCAACUAAAGCAACUAUUUUAAUAGUAACUUUGAAAGAGGUUAAUGGUACGACGGCAAUAACAAAUGUAGGAAAUAUGACACAGACACCAACAACAACUUUUCUGAAACUAAAGGAUGUAGCAAGUGACUCAGGAGUUUAUGAUACGGAUGGAGAGUGCUGUCAAUGGUAGUAAGGAUAGUGUUGAGAUAGGAGAGCAGAUGGUAGUAGAGAAUGAUGCAGAUUCAUCUGAAAUAGUGCAGGAUACUAUCAUGGAGGUACAGGAUGAGUUCUUUGAUUUUAAUGAAAGACAAUAAGAUAUAUUUGAUCAGUACCGCUCGUUAGGGAAGAGAGAAACUAAAUGGAAGGCAUAUGGAUUUAAUUCUUCUGUUUGGAAAUUAAAGAUGGAUGGGCAGGUAGGAAUCUUUAGUUCAAGGAGUUACCUCAUUCUGUAAGAUCGGUGAGGAAUCUUGAGGGUAAAUGUCUGUUGAGAAUUUCAGCAUAAAGAAAAUGGGGUUGAAUCUUAGAAGGUAGCUAAACUUCUAUCAAGUAUGUGUAAAUCUUAUGUUUUAUAAGGGAUGUUGUAUCAGCAGCAAUCAUUAAGAGAGAAAAUAAUGUAGUUGUCGAAACAUUUAUUUAGGCCUAGGUUUAAGUGUGAUUGGUUAAAUGAAUUACCCUAUGUGAAUUUGUUAGAUAGGAAGGAAAAUCAGUUAAUAGCGCUUCAUGAAGCAUUGGAGGUGAAACCAGUGAGGGCUAAAAGCUGUUUUUGUUCUAAUUAAACAUAUGAUGGAAAGGGGAUGUUUAGGGGAAUAUCAGAUUGUGAUGAUUAUAUGAUGAUUUGGGGUAAGCAUGAACAUAAGGUUAGUAAUGAGAAAUAUAAUGUAACUUUUGAGGUUUCAUUUAGUAAGGAGAGAAGUUUUUGCAUAGUAAUGUGACUAUUGGGGGAUUUUAGAAACAUCUGGGGUUUGUGGUGAGAGAAUAUAUUCUUACCCUAUGGAUGGAUAGGAUGUUGUUACAUGUUGAUGUUGAAGCUUCCAUAUUAGGUUUUAAAAUUAAAAGAGGGGUAGCAAGGGAAAAGAGAUAAAUCUGAUUCUGAAAGAGAGAAGUUUCAUAGUCUGGGAAGCCUACCAUUGGAGGAUAAGUCUAGGAGAGUAGUAGGGAUUUUUCCAUGGUAUGGUGUAAAAUUUUGAGAAGAUCAUAUAGAUAAUAUUACCUAUAAUUUGAAGGGUUUUGCAAAUGAAACGAUAAGAGGGUUUAACCUUCUGUCAAGACUCAAAGGAGUAUUGAUAGAUAGAUAUCAAUUUUGAAUAUCUGAUAAUUUUUCAGAGGUUUAAAUAUUAGUGUGAUUUUAGUAUUUUGUUAUGAAUCAAAGGGGGGAAAUAGAAUGUGAUUCAUUUUAUAUAUCAUUUUAUAUUUUUAGUUGAUAUUGAUGUUUUAAUUUGAAUGUGUUGUUUUGCAAAAGAUACUGUUUGGUCUUUUCUUUUCUUCCAGAAGCAUAUGGGGGAAUAUGUAGAGGAGAUUCAAAUACUCAAACAAGGACAAUAUGAAGGGACAAAAUGAAAGGAGAAUAUGAAUGGACUGGAGGAAGUGGAACAAGGAAGGUGUGGAAAUGUUCCGAUUCCAUCAUCGACGUUGCAUUGGAAGUCGACACUGCUGAGGAGAUGAAGUGUAGUGGACUACAUUCCAGUGUCUGCAAUGAUAUAUAGACAUAUUUGCAUGUGUAAUACAUAAUUUGUGUCAUAUUCUUUCUGUAUUAAUUUUUGUAGAAUGAUAUUUGCUGUUAUUGGGUACAUGUGGGCAUCUCAGAUGUUUUUGUUUAUUUCGUGAAUGCUUAGGGAUAUUGGGUCUAGGCAGGGAUAGAGAGAAUCCACAGGAGGGUCCGAUGGGUCGACCAGCCUGAGUGUGGACGUUUUGGAUUGUAUUUUGUUUGCUGAGGCUUUCAUGUGUAUUCAAAUUGCAUCAUAGGUUAAGAUGCAUUGAUAAAGAUUUAUGAAUUGAUCUGGAGUACUUAAGUGGUUGCCUGGGGCAGAGGGGCCUUGAGAGACUUUUACUGUCUUGAUUGAUGGAGGGAUAUUUGGAAAGAAAGCUGCCAGACAGGUUUUUCGCUCUCACACUCCAUAGAGAUUUGUUCAUAUUUCAUAGAAAUGUAUUCACACUCCAUAAAGAUUUGUUCAUAUUUCAUAGAAAUGUAUUUACACUCUAUAGAAAAAUGUGUUUUUGGUUUAUUGUUAAAAAUACUCAAUAAGAGAGAUUGUUACUUGUCAUAAUCCUAUUCUUUUUGUUUUCGAGACUUAAUUUGUCUCGAAGGGGGGAAUAUGUAGUAUCUGAGGAAUUUAUGACUUUGCUAAUGGUUUCAAAUUGUUUUAGGGAUUUGGAGCAUCUGGGGAGUAGUUCUAUAGGGGCACCAUAAAGCUGAGGAAGUCUGUUAGGUGGCCUCCUGGGAUUGGUUGGUAGGGAAAAACCACCCAUAUUAUAUUACAUAGGGCAUAGGAUAUAAAUACCAUGUUUUGAACAAAGGAGGACAGAAUAAUCAUAUUUGAGAUGGGGCGAUUAUUCUCCAGAUAUCUGCAGGUAUCUGUAAAUCGACGCUGUAACCCUUUGUUAUGAAUAAACCUUUAUGAUGAAAAUACAGCGUCAGCGGUUCUCCUUGGUCUCACAGCAUAAUUAGCAACGUUUUCUCGACACAACAAGUGCUACAGAACGGUAGGCAGAUUACCUUAGCUUUCUUGGGCACAGGGACUAUGGUGGUCUGCUUGAAACGUAGGUAUUACAGACUGGGUCGGAGAGAUACUUGGCAGCUGGUCUGCGUGUGCUCUGAGUACAGUUGAAGUCGGAAGUUUACAUACACCUUAGCCAAAUACAUUUAAACUCAGUUUUUCACAAUUCCUGACAUUUAAUCCUAGUAAAGAUUCCAUGUCUUAGGUCAGUUAGGAUCACCACUUUAUUUUAAGAAUGUGAAAUGUCAGAAUAAUAGUAGAGAGAAUGAUUUAUUUCAGCUUUUAUUUCUUUCAUCACAUUCCCAGUGGGUCAGAAGUUUACAUACACUCAAUUAGUGUUUAGUAGCAUUGCCUUUAAAUUGUUUAACUUGGGUCAAACUUUUCGGGUAGCCUUCCACAAGCUUCCCACAACAAGUUGGGUGAAUUUUGGCCCAUUCCUCCUGACAGAGCUGGUGUAACGGAGUCAGGUUUGUAGGCCUCCUUGCUCGCACACGCUUUUUCAAUUCUGCCCACACAUUUUCUAUAGGAUUGUGAUGGCCACUCCAAUACCUUGACUUUGUUGUCCUUAAGCCAUUUUGCCACAACUUUGGAAGUAUGCUUGGGGUCAUUGACCAUUUGGAAGAUCCAUUUGCGACCAAGCUUUAACUUCCUGACUGAUGUCUUGAUAUAUUGCUUCAAUAUAUCCACAUAAUUUUCCUUCCUCAUGAUGCCAUCUAUUUUGUGAAGUGCACCAGUUCCUCCUGCAGCAAAGAACCCCCACAGCAUGAUGCUGCCACCCCCGUGCUUCACAGUUGGGAUGGUGUUCUUUGGCUUGCAAGCAACCCCCUUUUUCCUCCAAACAUAACGAUGGUCAUUAUGGCCAAACAGUUCUAUUUUUGUUUCAUCAGACCAGAGGACAUUUCUCCAAAAAGUACGAUCUUUGUCCCAAUGUGCAGUUGCAAACCGUAGUCUGGCUUUUUUUCUGGCGGUUUUGGAGCAGUGGCUUCUUCCUUGCUGAGCGGCCUUUCAGGUUAUGUCGAUAUAGGACUUGUUUUACUGUGGAUAUAGAUACUUUUGUACCUGUUUCCUGCAGCAUCUUCACAAGGUCCUUUGCUGUUGUUCUGGGAUUGAUUUGCACUUUUUGCACCAAAGUACGUUCAUCUCUAGGAGACAGAACGUGUCUCCUUCCUGAGCGGUAUGAUGGCUGUGUGGCCCCAUGGUGUUUAUACUUGCGUACUAUUGUUUGUACAGAUGAACGUGGUACCUUCAGGCGUUUGGAAAUUGCUUCCAAUGAUGAACCAGACUUGUGGAUUUCUUUUCAUUUUCCCAUGAUGUCCAGCAAAGAGGCACUGAGUUUGAAGGUAGGCCUUGAAAUACAUCCACAGGUACACCUCCAAUUGACUCAAAUGAUGUCAAUUAGCCUAUCAGAAGCUCCUAAAGCCAUGACAUCAUUUUCUGUAAUUUUCCAAGCUGUUUAAAGGCACAGUCAACUUAGUGUAUGUAAACUUCUGACCCACUGGAAUUGUGAUACAGUGAAUUAUAAGUGAAAUAAUCUGUCUGUAAACAAUUGUUGGAAAAAUUACUUGUGUCAUGCACAAAGUAGAUGUCCUAACCGACUUGCCAAAACUAUAGUUUGUUAACAAGAAAUGUGUGGAGUGGUUGAAAAACGAGUUUUAAUGACUCCAACCUAAGUGUAUGUAAACUUCCGACUUCAACUGUACGUGUCCUGGUAAUCCGUCUGGCCCUGUGAAUGUUAACCUGUCUUACUCACAUCGGCUACGGAGAGCGUAAUCACACAGUCGUCCAGAAAAGCUGGUGCUGUGUUAAUUGCCUCGAAGUGAGUAUAGAAGGCAUUUAGCUUGUUUGGUUGGCUCGCGUCUCUGGGCAGCUCACGACUGGGUUUCCCUUUGUAACCCCUGAUAGUUUGCAAGCCCUGCCACAUCCGACGAGCGUCAGAGCCGGUGUAGUAGGAUUCGAUCUUAGUCCUGUAUUGACGCUUUGCCUGUUUGAUGGUUUGUUGGAGGGCGAAGUGGGAUUUCUUAUAACCACUCCUUGAAAGCAGUAGCUCUAGCCUUUAGCUCAGUGCAGAUGUUGCCUGUGUGGCUGGACGUCUGGUUGGGAUAUGUACGUACAGUUACUGUGGGUACGACAUCGUCGAUGUACUUAUUAAUGAAGCUGGUGACGGAUGUGGUAAACUCCUCAAUGCCAUCGGAUGAAUCCCGGAACAUAUGCAUGUGUGUGUGUUCCAGUCUGUGCUAGCAAAACAGUCCUGUAGCUUAGCAUUCGCUUCAUCUGACCACUUUCAUAUUGAGCGUGUCACUGAUACUUCCUGUUUGAGUUUUUGCUUUUAUGCAGGAAUCAGGAGGAUAGCGUUAUGGUCAGAUUUGCCAAAUGGAGCUUUGUAUGCGUCUCUGUGUAAAGGUAAUCUAGAGGUUUUUUUCCCUGUAGUUGCACAGUUGUAGAAAUGAGGUCAAACAGAUUUCAGUUUUCCUGCGUUAAAAUCCCAAGCCACUAGGAGCAUUUUCUUGUUUGCUUAUGGCCCUAUACAGCUCGUUGAGUUUAGUCUUAAUGCCAGCAUCGGUUUGUGUUGUUAAAUAGACAGCUACGAAAGAUAUAGAUGAAAACUCUCUUGGUAAAAAAGUGUAGUCUACAGCUUAUCGAUGAGUUACUCUAUCUCAGGCGAGCAAAACCUUGAGACUUCCUUAAUAUUCGCACACCAGCUGCUGUUGACAAAGAGACACACCCCACCCCCCUGAUUUUACCAGAGGCUGCUGUUCUGUAUUGCCGAUAUACGGAAAACCCAGCAAAUUAUAUAUUAUCCAUGUUCUUGUUCAGCCACGACUCUGUGAAACAUAGGAUAUUACCGUUUUUAAUGUCCCGUUUAUAGGAUACUCUCGAAUGGAGCUCAUCCAGUUUACUCUCCAGUGAUUGCAUGUUUGCCAGUGGAAUAGAGGGCAAAGGCAGAUUAUCCACUCGUCAGGUAUCCCACUCGCCGGCCUCUUCUUACAAAUGACGGGGAUUUGGGCCUGGUCCGGGGAGAGCAGUAUGUCCUUCACAUUGAAGAAUACAUUCUCGUCCAGAUCGAGGUGAGUACUUGCUGUUCUGAUGUCCAGAAGAUAUUUCAUAGGAAACAAUGGUGGAAACAUUACGUACCAAUAAAGUUAAAAUCAAUGCUAAAAAACACACAAAAUAGCACAAUUAAAUCAGGAACCCGUAAAACGGCAGCUAUCCCCUCCAGCGCCAUCCAUUUUUAAUAUUGUUUAACAUACAGCAUGUCAAUGUUCUAAGAAGAGUGCCCCAAAGGACACUGUUAAGGUCCUAACGUAUUUGCAAGACAACUACCGGUAUUCUUAAGUUACGGUCCACAUGUUUCUCUCAAAACCCUGUAUUUCCUCUUAUCUCUUUCUCUCCCUCAGACUACAGUCGUGGUCAACAUUUCUGAGAAUGACACAAAUAUAAAUUUUCACAAAGUCUGCUGCCUCAGUUUUAUGAUGGUAAUUUGCAUAUACUCCAGAAUAUCAUGAAGAGUGAUCAGAUUAAUUGGAAUUAAUUGCAAAGUCCCUAUGUGCCAUGAAAAUGAACUUAAUCCCCCAAAAACAUUUCCACUACAUUUCAGCCCUGCCACAAAAGGACCAGCUGACAUCAUGUCAGUGAUUCUCUCGUUAACACAGGUGAGAGCGUUGACGAGGACAAGGCUGGAGAUCACUCUGUCAUGCUGAUUGAGUUAGAAUAACAGACUGGAAGCUUUAAAAGGAGGGUGGUGCUUGAAAUCAUUGUUCUUCCUCUGUUAACCAUGGUUAUCUGCAAGAAAACAUGUGCCGUCGUCAUUGCUUUGCACAAAAAGGGCUUCAAAGGCAAGAAUAUUGCUGCUAGUAAGAUUGCACCUUAAUCAACCAUUUAUCGGAUCAUCAAGAACUUCAAGGAGAGAGGUUCAAUUGUGAAGAAGGUGUCAGGGCGCCCAAGAAAGUCCAGCAAGCACCAGGACCGUCUCCUAAAGUUGAUUCAGCUGCGGGAUCGGGGCACCACCAGUGCAGAGCUUGCUCAGGAAUGGCAGCAGGCAGGUGUAAGUGCAUCUGCACGCAUAGUGAGGCGAAGACAUUUGGAGGAUGUCCUGGUGUAAAGAAGGGCAGCAAAGAAGCAACUUCUCUCCAGGAAAAAUAUCAGGGACAGACUGAUAUUCUGCAAAAGGUACAGGGAUUGGACUGCUGAGGACUGGGGUAAAGUCAUUUUCUCUGAUGAAUCCCCUUUCCGAUUGUUUGGGGCAUCCGGAAAACACCUUGUCCGGAGAAGACAAGGUGAGCGCUACCAUCAGUCCUGUGUCAUGCCAACAGUAAAGCAACCUGAGACCAUUCAUGUGUGGGGUUGCUUCUCAGCCAAGGGAGUGGGCUCACUCACAAUUUUGCCUAAGAACACAGCCAUGAAUAAAGAAUGGUACCAACACAUCCUCCGAGAGCAACUUCUCCCAACCAUCCAAGAACAGUUUGGUGACGAACAAUGCCUUUUCCAGCAUGAUGGAGCACCUUGCCAUAAGGAAAAAGUGAUAACUAAGUGGCUUGGGGAACAAAACAUCGACAUUUUGGGUCCAUGGCCAGGAAACUCCCCAGACCUUAAUGCCAUUGAGAACUUGUGGUCGAUCAUCAAGAGGUGGGUGGACAAACAAAAACCCACAUAUUCUGACAAACCCCAAGCAUUGAUUAUGCAAGAAUUGGCUGCCAUCAGUCAGGAUGUGGCCCAGAAGUUAAUUGACAGCAUGCCAGGGCGGAUUGCAGAGGUCUUGAAAAAGAAGGGUUAACACUGCAAAUAUUGACUCUUUGCAUAAACUUAAUGUAAUUGUCAAUAAAAGCCUUUGACACUUAUGGAAUGCUUGUAAUUACACUUCAGUAUACCAUAGUAACAUCUGACAAAAAUAUCUCAUAACACUGAAGCAGCGAACUUUGUGAAGACCAAUAUUUGUGUCAUUCUCAAAACUUUUGACCACGACUGUAUACAGUGGGGAAAAAAGGAUUUAGUCAGCCACCAAUUGUGCAAGUUCUCCCACUUAAAAAGAUGAGAGAGGCCUGUAAUUUUCAUCAUAGGUACACGUCAACUAUGACAGACAAAAUGAGAAGAAAAAAAUCCAGAAAAUCACAUUGUUGGAUUUUUAAUGAAUUUAUUUGCAAAUUAUGGUGGAAAAUAAGUAUUUGGUCACCUACAAACAAGCAAGAUUUCUGGCUCUCACAGACCUGUAACUUCUUCUUUAAGAGGCUCCUCUGUCCUCCACUCGUUACCUGUAUUAAUGGCACCUGUUUGAACUUGUUAUCAGUAUAAAAGACACCUGCCCACAACCUCAAACAGUCACACUCCAAACUCCACUAUGGCCAAGACCAAAGAGCUGUCAAAGGACACCAGAAACAAAAUUGUAGACCUGCACCAGGCUGGGAAGACUGAAUCUGCAAUAGGUAAGCAGCUUGGUUUGAAGAAAUCAACUGUGGGAGCAAUUGUUAGGAAAUGGAAGACAUACAAGACCACUGAUAAUCUCCCUCGAUCUGGGGCUCCACGCAAGAUCUCACCCCGUGGGGUCAAAAUGAUCACAAGAACGGUGAGCAAAAAUCCCAGAACCACACGGGGGGACCUAGUGAAUGACCUGCAGAGAGCUGGGACCAAAGUCUACCAUCAGUAACACACUACGCCGCCAGGGAUUCAAAUCCUGCAGUGCCAGACGUGUCCCCCUGCUUAAGCCAGUACAUGUCCAGGCCCGUCUGAAGUUUGCUAGAGUGCAUUUGGAUGAUCCAGAAGAGGAUUGGGAGAAUGUCAUAUGGUCAGAUGAAACCAAAAUAGAACUUUUUGGUAAACACUCAACUCGUCGUGUUUGGAGGACAAAGAAUGCUGAGUUGCAUCCAAAGAACACCAUACCUACUGUGAAGCAUGGGGGUGGAAACAUCAUGCUUUGGGGCUGUUUUUCUGCAAAGGGACCAGGACGACUGAUCCGUGUAAAGGAAAAAAUGAAUGGGGCCAUGUAUCGUGAGAUUUUGAGUGAAAACCUCCUUCCAUCAGCAAGGGCAUUGAAGAUGAAACGUGGCUGGGUCUUUCAGCAUGACAAUGAUCCCAAACACACCGCCCGGGCAACGAAGGAGUGGCUUCGUAAGACGCAUUUCAAGGUCCUGGAGUUGCCUAGCCAGUCUCCAGAUCUCAACCCCAUAGAAAAUCUUUGGAGGGAGUUGAAAGUCUGUGUUGCCCAGCGACAGCCCCAAAACAUCAUUGCUCUAGAGGAGAUCUGCAUGGAGGAAUGGGCCAAAAUACCAGCAACAGUGUGUGAAAACCUUGUGAAGACUUACAGAAAACGUUUGACCUGUGUCAUUGCCAACAAAGGGUAUAUAACAAAGUAUUGAGAAACUUUUGUUAUUGACCAAAAAAUGAAAAUUACAGGCCUCUCUCAUCUUUUUAAGUGGGAGAACUUGCACAAUUGGUGGCUGACUAAAUACUUUUUUCCCCCACUGUAUCUCUCUGUCUGUCUGUAUGUCCAUCGGUCUCUCUCUCUCUUCCUCUCUCAGAGCUCAGGGGACACAGAGAGCUUAGUGAACUGGCAAGCAGCCUGUUGAGAACCAGCUGAGCUUCAGUCUCAAGCCUGCAGAGGACACUGGGUAAAAUAAACUAUGUUUACACUGUGCAGGCCUUGGUCAGAUGCAUUUAGGGAAUGUGCCACCACUUACAGGCAAGGCUGUCAUGACACUCCAACUUAACAGAAACUGCGCCUUCACUUCUAAAUGCAUUUCAGCCAUGUAGUAUGAUUUGAUACAUUUAGUAGGUACCCCCAUCCCAUCAUCGACCCUCCACUCCACCGUCUAAACCUCUCUCUCUCCCCCAUCCUACCCUCUACCUCUCCCUUACUCCAUGUUCAUCCCCUCUCUUUCUCCUCUCCCCCACCCUACCUGCUACUUCGCUCCCACUCCUUCAACCUCUUUCUCUCCUUUCUCCUACCUUACCAUCUACCUCUCCCCCACCUCUUGUUUCUGUCCCAGCGCAAAGCGGUAACUGCGAGCUGCAGUUUUCCAGCUGUGUUGCAUGUGUAAAAUGUCCAGUGUUUAUCCAUAAAUGUGUUCUGUACCUUUGUUUGUAACCAAUGCUAUUUUCCCUUCUUUCUCACAGUGUUGUAUGGCAGCCCCAUGCCCAGGAUGAUGGCGUGUCAUAUGGCUAUGCCCAGGUCUAUGGGCAGUGUUAAUUUCUUAAACAUAAUAGUGACUAAAAUAUUUGUCAAACAUCUAUUUUUCAGUGGCAAUUGAGGAGACUAUAACUGACUAAAUAGAUCCAGAAAAACCUAUAAAUAAACGAAAAUUAUUUUUCCUUUCUGUUCACUAAAACUGGAGGAGACUAAAUUAUCUGUGACUAAAAUCUGACUACUGAGUGGACUGGACAAGAGUUUUUGGAGCGAUUGAGAGCUUUUCAGUAAUAAGCACAAUUAUUAUUUGCAGCACAGAUGCGCAACGCAGUUCUGUUCAGCAGUGGGAAGGAAGCGCCAAACCUGGCACACACAGCCUACAUCAGCUGGUGAGCUGCUGGGAAGCAAUCGAUGAGCGUGAGCAGACAGGGUCCGCCUCCGCCUCCUAUUAUAAACAUCGCUUAGGUGACUCUCUUACUUCCCCGUAGCUAACCAGUCACCAGCAGCCUGGUUAAGAAACACAAGUUGCUUUAAGAAAUUAAAAACAAUAGCAGCAUUGUUGUUUUACUCUUAAACUUAAUCUAGCUAUGUUUCUGUCCCUUGAGUGUAGAAACGUUUUAGAAUUUGUAGUCUCUAUCAACCCUCGCACUUUCCCCACUGCUUGUCAUAGCCAGGUUCUGUAGCCAACGAACUAGCCAACUCUCCCUCUUUUCCUCUGAGAUUCUAGCCAUAAUACCGGCGCUACUUUUUUUUCUUUCUAUCGUGCAUUGGUGGGCCGCAUUUUACAUUCACAAAGCAUAUCGCGGGCCGUUCUAAAACUAGGCUAUUUGCAGACCGCACCUCAUAAGCUAGCUACAGCUAACAACAAUGUUGUGCAUUCAGCAGGCUCUAUUCAUGGUAUUUCUAUCUGCAACAUUCAAGAACAUUUUACAACUGAGCGCGGCCCUGGUAACAUUACCAGUAGCCUAUAUGCAAACAUUUUGUGGCACAGAAAGAAAGGAAAAUUGAUAGCAAACAAUGUAUUAACUAAAUCCCUCUUGCCACUACACUAUAUCUUCAUUUUGAGUUAAUGUGGACCAAGUGACUCAGAUUUGAGCACUUGGACCAGGAUUUGAGCACUGUGACUUCAGCCAUAGGGACAUGUAACUCAACUCGUGACUCGAUAAUUGUUGACUCUGAUUUGGACUCGGACACAGGGGACUUGGGACUCGAUUCGAACUCGAGGUUUAGUGACUCGACUACAUCACUGGGCGAAACAGUUAUUAGCUCCCGUUCUACUUUUGGACAUCAAUGUGGCUGCGGUGUCUGUGGAACGUUGAUAACAAUGGCAAUGACCUAGUUACUCCACAAUACUAGCCUGUUUGAUAGAGUGAAAAGAAGGAAGCUUGUACAGAAUAAAAACAUUCCAAAACAUGCGUCCUGUUUGCAACAAGGCACUAAAGCAGGGUUCUUCAAUUCCGGUCCUGGAGGGCCGAAACACUUCUGUUUUUUAUUUCUACCUGGUAGUUAAUUGCACUCACCUGGUGUCCCAGGUCUGAAUUAGCCCCUGAUUAGAAGGAGAGGAUGAAAAACAGAGGUGUUUCGGCCCUACAGGACAGGAACUGAAGAACCCUGCACUAAAGUAACACUGCACAAAAUGUGCCAAAACAAUUAACUUUCUGUCUUGAAUACAAAGGGCAAAUCCAAUACAACACAUUACUGAGUACCACUCUUCAUAUUUUCAAGCAUAGUGGUGGCUGCAUCAUGUUAUGGGUAUGCAUGUAAUUGUUAAGGACUGUGGAGUUUUCCAGGCUAAAAAGAAACGGAAUGGAGCUAAGCACAGGCAAAAUUUUAGAGGAAAACCUGGUUCAGUCUGAUUUCCACCAGACACUGGGAGAUGAAUUCACAUUUCAGCAGGACAAUAAUCAAAAAACCAAGUCCAAAUCUACACUUGAGUUGCUUACCAAGAAGACAGUGAAUGUUCCUGAGUGGCCGGGUUACAGUUUUGACUUAAAUCUGUUUGAAAAUCUAUGGCAAGACUUGAAAAUAGUUGUCUAGCAAUGAUCAACAAACAAUUUGACAGAGCUUGAAGAAUUUUGAAAAGUCGUCCGGCCGGUUGGCCGGUCAGAUAGAACCAGACGGCCGGCUAGAUAGGUCCAGUCGACCGGCCAGAUUGGACCGGUCGGCCAGAUAGUACCAGUCGGCUGGCCAGAUGGGAACGGUCGGAUGGCCAAAUGGGACCAGUCAGCUGGCCAUAUAGAACCAGUUGGCCGGGCCAGUCUGCCAGAUGGGUCGGGUCGGCCGGCCAGAUGGGACCGGUCGGACGGACAGAUGGGACCAGUCAGCUGGCCAUAUAGAACCAGUUGGCCGGCCCAGUCUGCCAGAUGGGACCGGUCGGUCGGACCAUUCCACCGGCCUGAAAGGACCAGUCGACCGGCCAGAUGGAACCAGUCGUCUGGCCAGUUAGGUCAGGUUGGAAAAGUCGGCCGGACCAGUUGCCCGGCCUGAAAGGACCAGUCGGCCGGCCAGAAUGUGCCGGCCGGCCGGCCAGCCAGAUGGGACCGGUCGGCCGGCCUGCCAGAUAGGUCAAGUAGGCCGGACCAGUUAACCGGCCUGAAAGGAUCAGCCAACCGAUAGGUCCAGAUAAGGUCCAGUUGGCCAGCCAUAUAGGGCCAGAUGGCUGGCCAGAUAGUACCAGUUGACCGGUUUGAUGGGACCGGUCGGCUUGCCAGAUAGGACCAGUUUGCCGGCCGGCCAGAUAGGGCCGGUUGGACUUCCAGAUGUGACCAGUCGGUCGGCCAUAUUGGACCAGUCGGCCGGACGGCCAGAUAGGACUAGUCGACCGAUAGGUCCAGAGCGGGUCCAGUUGGCUGGCCAGAUAGGUCCAGUCAGCCGGCAAGAUGGGAACGGUCGGCCGGCCAGAUGAGACUGGUCGGACGGCCAGAUGGGACCAGUCAGCUGACCAUAUAGGACCAGUCGGCCGGACCAGUCAGCCGGCCAGAUAGUACCGGUCGGCCGGCCAGAUGGGUCCGGUCAGCCGGCCAGAUGGGUCCGGUCGGACGGACAGAUGGGACCGGUCGGCCGGCCAGCCAGAUAGGACAAGUAGGCCGGACCAGUUGACCGGCCUGAAAGGACCAGCCGACCGAUAGGUCCAGAUAGGGACCAGUUGGCCAGCCAAAUAGGACCAGUUUGCCGGCCAGCCAGAUAGGACCGGUCGGACUUCAGAUGUGACCAGUCGGCCGGCCAUAUUGGACCAGUCGGCCGGACGGCCAGAUAGGACUAGUCGACCGAUAGGUCCAGAGAGGGUCCAGUUGGCUGGCCAGAUAGGUCCAGUCAGCCGGCAAGAUGGGAAAAAAAUCAACUUUCUAUGAACAGACAAAUUCAAAUGUAUUGAAUUAGAUAUGAGAUUCACAUUUCCAUCGAAGGGGAACGUGUGUACACAUGGGUGUUGUUGCGCCAUACCAAUGCCAUCUUCUCCAUCACAUCAUGAAAGGUCAUGUUGAUGUUAAUUUGUCUCUCCCUCUCCUCUGACUCUUCCUUUCUCCUGUCUCUCUCUUUUUCCUAUGUUUCUCUCUCUCUCGCUCUCCCUUUCUCCUCUGACCAGAAAGGAUCAGUCAGCCAGAUAGGAACAGUCAGCCGGCCAGAUAGGACCGGUCGGCCUGCUGGCCAGAUAGGACCGGCCGGCCUGCUGGCCAGAUAGGGCCCGUCGGCCUACUGGUCAAAUAGUGCCAGUCGGCCAGCCAGUUUGGACCAGUCAGCCGGCCGGCCAGAUAGUAGUCGGCCAGCAAGAUAGGACCGGUCGGCCGGCCAGGUUGGACCGGUUGGACCCGUCGACCUGCUGGCCAGAUAGGACCCGUCGGCCUGCUGGCCAGAUAGUGCCAGUUUGGAGCUAACGUGCGCUAAUGUGAUUAGCAUGACUGUUGUAAGUAACAGCAAACUUUCCAGGACAUAGACAUGUCUUAUAUGGGCAGAAAGCUUAAAUUAUUGUUAAUCUAACUGCACUGUCCAAUUUACAGUAGCUAUAAUUGUUUGAGGAGAUUGUACAACAACAACAAAAAUUAUCACGCAACUGGUUUGAUACAUUUAACUCUGAAGGUAAAUAAUGUACUUACAUUCAGUAAUCUUGCUCUGAUUUGUCAUCCUAAGGGUCCCAGAGAUACAUUUAGCAUAGUUUUACAUUUACCUUACAUUUUCGUCAUUUAGCAGACGCUCUUAUCCAGAGCGACUUACAAAUUGGUGCAUUCACCUUAUGAUAGCCAGUGGGACAACCACUUUAAAAUAUAUCUAAAAUAUUUUUAUUUUUUUAUUUUUUUUGGGGGGGGGGGGGGGAGUGGGGUAGGGGGAGGGUAGAAGGAUUACUUUUAUCCUAUCCCAGGUAUUCCUUAAAGAGGUGGGAUUUCAAGUGUCUCCGGAAGGUGGUGAGUGACUCCGCUGUCCUGGCAUUGUGAGGGAGCUUGUUCCACCAUUGGGGUGCCAGAGCAGCGAAUAGUUUUGACUGGGCUGAGCGGGAACUGUACUUCCGCAGAGGUAGGGGGGCCAGCAGGCCAGAGGUGGAUGAAUGCAAUGCCCUCGUUUGGGUGUAGGGACUGAUCAGAGCCUGAAGGUACAGAGGUGCCGUUCCCCUCACAGCUCUGUAGGAAAGCACCAUGGUCUUGUAGCAGAUGUGGGCUUCAACUGGAAGCCAGUGGAGUGUGCGGAGGAGCGGGGUGACGUGAGAGAACUUGGGAAGGUUGAACACCAGACGGGCUUCAGCGUUCUGGAUGAGUUGUAGGGGUUUAAUGGCACAGGCAGGGAGCCCAGCCAACAGCGAGUUGCAGUAAUCCAGAUGGGAGAUGACAAGUGCCUGGAUUAGGACCUGUGGCGCUUCCUGUGUAAGGUAGGGUCGUACUCUGCGAAUGUUGUAGAGCAUGAACCUACAGGAUCGGGUCACCGCUUUGAUGUUAGCGGAGAACGACAGGGUGUUGUCCAGGGUCACGCCAAGGUUCUUUGCACUCUGGGAGGAGGACACAACGGAGUUGUCAACCGUGAUGGCGAGAUCAUGGAGCAGGCAGUCCUUCCCCGGGAGGAAGAGCAGCUCCGUCUUGCCGAGGUUCAGCUUGAGGUGGUGAUCCAUCAUCCACACUGAUAUGUCUGCCAGACAUGCAGAGAUGCGAUUCGCCACCUGGUUAUCAGAAGGGGGAAAGGAGAAGAUGAAUUGUGUGUCGUCUGCGUAGCAAUGAUAGGAGAGACCAUGUGAGGAUAUGACAGAGCCAAGUGACUUGGUGUAUAGAGAGAAUAGGAGAGGGCCUAGAACUGAGCCCUGGGGGACACCAGUGGUGAGAGCACGUGGUGCGGAGACAGAUUCUCGCCACACCACCAUGAGAGCAGAGGAGAGAGAGUUAGCUUUAGCAGUGCGGAGAGCCUCCGUGACACAGAGAAGAGCAGUCUCAGUUGAAUGACCAGUCUUGAAACCUGACUGGUUUGGAUCAAGAAGGUAAUUCUGAGAGAGAUAGCAAGAGAGUUGGCUAAAGACGGCACGCUCAAGAGUUUUGGAGAGAAAAGAAAGAAGGGAUACUGGUCUGUAGUUGUUGACAUCGGAGGGAUCGAGUGUAGGUUUUUGAGAAGGGGUGCAACUCUCGCUCUUUUGAAGACGGAAGGGACAUAGCCAGUGGUCAAGGAUGAGUUGAUGAGCGAGGUGAGGUAAGGGAUAAGGUCUCCGGAAAUGGUCUGGAGAAGAGAGGAGGGGAUAGGGUCAAGCGGGCAGGUUGUUGGGCGGCCGGCCAUCACAAGUCGCAAGAUUUCAUCUGGAGAGAGAGGGGAGAAAGAAGUCAAAGCAUAGGGUAGGGCAGUGUGAGCAGGACCAUUUGACUUAGUAAAUGAGGAUCGGAUGUUGUCAACCUUCUUUUCAAAAUGGUUGACAAAGUCAUCCACAGAGAGGGAGGAGGGAGGGGGAGGAGGAUUCAGCAGGGAGGAGUUGUUUGAUAAAAUCAAUUUUUAUAUUCAAAUGUAGGAACUGGGUUCUACAGUUUGAACCCCUGCUGUCUCUGGCUCCACACCCACCCUGCCCGGGCAUAUAGAUGUGUGAAAGUGAGUGUAUAUCCUUAAGAGGUUAAUCGCACCCCUCAGCCACUCUCAGCCCAUCCCACCUAUCACCAUAGACCACCCUCGUUUGGUUUCCAUGUGCCAUUUACUUUUCAAUGUAAUGUUUUACAUAUAUUUUUUACCUUUCUAAUCAUAUAGUAUCCACAGAUUGUGAGCUAAAGAUAAAAACCUUUCCUACAAGUAUUAUUAUAUUAUUGAUUGACUGACUAUGGCUUUCCAAAUCGCCCAACAUGAUAGCUGCAUAUGUGACAUAACUCCACUGUUUCUAUUCAUACUAUCAUUAAUAAAUAUAAUACACAUUUUAAACAUUUUUGCCAUAAAUAAUGUUUUUUUAUUAAUCAGUAUAUUUGAGUUUAACCAUAACAUUUGUUGUAAUAUUUGUUCUAUCUUUUCUGAAGGAUAAAACUGAAAUUGUAACCAGCUUUGUAUUGCUUGUUUAAGAAAGGGCGAUACUUUAAACAGAAUUUCAUUUUCAAUUAGUCGGAAAUGAGAAGUUGUAAUCUGUAUAAAGGCAAAAAUGCCAUUUUUGAACAAAGGAUGAGCCUUUCUUAACAAUCUACUGGAGAACCAUUUUGGGUUUAUGUAUAUCUUAUGUACAGUGGGGAAAAAACUUAUUUAGUCAGCCACCAAUUGUGCAAGUUCUCCCACUUAAAAAGAUGAGAGAGGCCUGUAAUUUUCAUCAUAGGUACACAUCAACUAUGACAGACAAAAUGAGGGAAAAAAAUCCAGAAAAUCACAUUGUAGGAUUUUUAAUUAAUUUAUUUGCAAAUUAUGGUGGAAAAUAAGUAUUUGGUCACCUACAAACAAGCAAGAUUUCUGGCUCUCACAGACCUGUAACUUCUUCUUUAAGAGGCUCCUCUGUCCUCCACUCGUUACCUGUAUUAAUUGCACCUGUUUGAACUUGUCAGUAUAAAAGACACCUGUCCACAACCUCAAACAGUCACACUCCAAACUCCACUAUGGCCAAGACCAAAGAGCUGUCAAACACCCUGUCGUUCUCCGCCAACAUCAAGGCGGUGACCCGCUCCUGCAGGUUCAUGCUCUACAACAUUCGGAGAGUACGACCCUGCCUUACACAGGAAGCGGCACAGGUCCUAAUCCAGGCACUUGUCAUCUCCCGUCUGGACUACUGCAACUCGCUGUUGGCUGGCCUCCCUGCCUGUGCCAUUAAACCCCUACAACUCAUCCAGAAUGCCGCAGCCCGUCUGGUGUUCAACCUUCCCAAGUUCUCUCACGUCACCCCCCUCCUCCGCACACUCCACUGGCUUCCAGUUGAAGCUCGCAUCCGCUACAAGACCAUGGUGCUUGCCUAUGGAGCAGUGAGGGGAACGGCACCUCUGUACCUUCGGGCUCUGAUCAGUCCCUACACCCAAACGAGGGCAUUGCGUUCAUCCACCUCUGGCCUGCUGGCUCCCCUUCCUCUGCGGAAGCAUAGUUCCCGCUCAGCCCAGUCAAAACUGUUCGCUGCUCUGGCACCCCAAUGGUGGAACAAGCUCCCUCACGACGCCAGGACAGCGGAGUCACUCACCACCUUCCGGAGACAUUUGAAACCCCACCUCUUUAAGGAAUACCUGGGAUAGGAUAAAGUAAUCCUUCUACCCCCCCCCCCAAAAAAAAUUGUAAAGUGGUUAUCCCACUGGCUAUAGGGUGAACGCACCAAUUGGUGAGUCGCUCUGGAUAAGAGCGUCUGCUAAAUGACGUAAAUGUGCCCUUGAGCAAGGCACUUAACCCUAAUUGCCCCUGUAAGUCGCUCUGGAUAAGAGCGUCUGCUAAAUGACUAAAAUGUAAAUGUAAAUGUAAAGGACACCAGAAACAUAAUUGUAGACCUGCACCAGGCUGGGAAGACUGAAUCUGCAAUAGGUAAGCAGCUUUGUUUGAAGAAAUCAACUGUGGGAGCAAUUAUUAGGAAAUGGAAGACAUACAAGACCCAGUGGCGGCUCCUGAAAAAAUUCUCAGGGGGGGCAAUUUUUCUGAUGAUUUAGGUGACCUACACACAUUUUAAAAAAGAUAUGUCCAGCAACAACAUGAAGACAGGGGCAGCAUAUAAGUCAAUACCAGAAGCAUUUAUUGACUGAUCUCAAAAGUGUUGGCUUACCAGGGUUGGUGGAGCCCUCAGUUUCAUCUUUGCCUCGCAAAGCUAACUCAAACACUCCGCAAAACUUCACACACUGGAUUAGCCGGCUGAGGAUGUGGCGGUUCUUGCUAAUGUCGUAGUAAAUAUAUUUGUUAUAGUGAAUAUGGAAUAUGAUAUGUUGAGUAAAAUGUUGUGCUAAGAUCUAUUUAGGUCAGGAGCUGGUUAUAAGUUCUGUUCCUAUCCAAUAACAAUGGACAAAAGGGUCCUAUCUUGUCAGCCAAGGACAACACCCACGCCAUAGGCCUCUCAGUUCUUCCAACUCACGAGUUCUUGCUCUGAGGACACACACACACACACACACAAACACACACACACACACACAUCAUCACUGUUAAACACACACACACACACACACACACACACACAUCGUCACUGUUAAACACACACACACACACACACACACACAAAUCCCCUCUCUUAGGCUGAACAUUUGAAGACAGAGAACCCGACUCAGAGCCAAUGCAACAGUGACAGUAGCCUGGAGCGGACCUCGCCCAACUCAUCAGGACCAAUCAGAAGAUCAGAACUACUAGAUUCAACCUACUUCAUUUAUUGCAUAAAAUGUCUGCACACAAUGUUUCGGGGCUCUCUUCAGAUAAUAAUAAUAAUAAUAAUAAUAAUAAUAAUAAUAUGCCAUUUAGCAGACGCUUUUAUCCAAAGCGACUUACAGUCAUGCGUGCAUACAUUUUUGUGUAUGGGUGGUCCCGGGGAUCGAACCCACUACCUUGGCGUUACAAGCGCCGUGCUCUACCAGCUGAGCUACAGAAAGUGGAUACUCAUGGAUGCGCAUCGCAAUUGUCAAAUGUCAACACAAUUGGAGACACCACGUCAUUUUUGGAGACAUGUUAUUGACAGUAAACUAUUGUAGAUGCGACUGCUAACUAAAUAAAACAUUUUAGCUGGCUAGCUAAUCAUCUUAGCUAAAUGUGGGGCAAACAAUUCAGUUAUUUACCGUUAAUUUGAGGGAUUGGGGUGAAAGAAAUCGAGUUACAUAGUGAUACUUUACGAUAUACUGUAUUGACAAUAUCGCAAUAUUUUAGCGCUAGUUGGCUGUACCUGCACCAAAACACCAUUAUUGUUCCUUCAUAGCUUGUUCUCAAUCUUUUCACAUUGGGAGCCAAUUUGUUUUCAGCACUUUUAUUUCCAUGACUGAUCAAAACUCGUUCUCAUGGCUUUCUGAUCCCUCUGCAACAGACAUAUGGUGCGCAAUAAAAUCACAGUAUCGAAUCGCAAUACGUAUAGAAUCAUGAGACUCGCAAUGCAUAUAUCUUAUCGUGAGGUUCCUGGCAAUUCCCAGGCCAAGUUCAUUUGCCACAACAAAUCUCUUCGCUAGCAAACGCGAUGUCUUCUCCAAAACGGCAAUGUGUCUCCAGCAAUGUUUACUUUUUUGACGUUCUAUGGCAUCUCCACUUUCCAAGCAUAUAUGACCACAUGUAAUAUUUUGGUAAGUGAUGCAAAUAGUGAACUAUGUAGGGCCAGGAUGUAAAAUAUAUGUAGCUGCAGCAAUUUCUCUUAUCUGAUAUGGUAAGUAAUGGGGCUUAAUGUAUAGCUCCCUAAGAGUUUGACGAACGGGUCCGUGCACGCGAUUCCAGAUAUCUUUACCUCUGAAUAAACUGCCUUUAUUAUACCAUAUCCACCCUGUCCAAAGUCUCUACUUGGUCUCAGUUCUCCAGUAAACUUGUGAUUAUCAACACUAACCUCAUCGUUGUGGCGGCGGACAGCUAGCCUGUAUCCCUCAUCCAGUUGAGUGGCAAUGUUCUUUUUUCGUUAGUACCAAUUUUUGGAAAAUCCUCGGGUGUAGGACUUUCCGCCUUUAGUAGAAACCUGUUGAAUUAUUAAAUUUGGUCUGGGAGGUCCUAAUUGUUUCGUUGCCAAUUUAUCUUGAUUUGUUCGCCGACAAAAAGGAACUUCUUUCAAAGACACAAUCGAGUUGCACUGAAGGCUAGCCAUUUUUACAGUAGUAGUGAAUUGAUUGAGGCUGCUACCCGGUCUUUUCUUAGUUACGUUCAUGGUUACGUUACGUAUGACGAAAGCGCGUAAGUGCAAGCCCUCAGACACCCAUAGAGAUUGUAUUGAAAGCUCUGAAAUUUGAAAAAAAUAGAUUUUACAUGGGAGUCUAUGACAGACUUCUGGGCGAUUUUCAACCUGACUGAAAUCGCCCAAAAAGGGGGGGUGGCCAUUUGAAGCACGACUUUAGCCUGAUUGGACAUUUAGUGGCAGAUCAGACCAGACACGUCUAGAUUACAACACUGAUAACUACUGUUGCCGUGAUAUAAUUGAUUAGAAAAAAAAUCCCUUCCUUUUCCCGUUUGGCAGUGCGUCGCCCAUAUCGCCCUAUUGAACACACCGCCCCUGACAAGACCACUGAUAAUCUCCCUCGAUCUGGGGCUCCACGCAAGAUCUCACCCCGUAGGGUCAAAAUGAUCACAAGAACGGUGAGCAAAAAUCCCAGAACCACACAGGGGGACCUAGUGAAUGAUCUGCAGAGAGCUGGGACCAAAGUAACAAAGCCUACCAUCAGUAACACACUACGCCGCCAGGGACUCAAAUCCUGCAGUUCCAGACGUGUCCCCCUGCUUAAGCCAGUACAUGUCCAGGCCCGUCUGAAGUUUGCUAGAGUGCAUUUGGAUGAUCCAGAAGAGGAUUGGGAGAAUGUCAUAUGGUCAGAUGAAACCAAAAUAGAACUUUUUGGUAAAAACUCAACUCGUCGUGUUUGGAGGACAAAGAGUUCUGAGUUGCAUCCAAAGAACACCAUACCUACUGUGAAGCAUGGGGGUGGAAACGUCAUGCUUUGGGGCUGUUUUUCUGCAAAGGGACCAGGACGACUGAUCCGUGUAAAGGAAAGAAUGAAUGGGGCCAUGUAUCGUGAGAUUUUGAGUGAAAACCUCCUUCCAUCAGCAAGGGCAUUGAAGAUGAAACGUGGCUGGGUCUUUCAGCAUGACAAUGAUCCCAAACACACCGCCCGGGCAACGAAGGAGUGGCUUCGUAAGAAGCAUUUCAAGGUCCUGGAGUGGCCUAGCCAGUCUCCAGAUCUCAACCCCAUAGAAAAUCUUUGGAGGGAGUUGAAAGUCUGUGUUGCCCAGCGACAGCCCCAAAACAUCACUGCUCUAGAGGAGAUCUGCAUGGAGGAAUGGGCCAAAAUAGCAGCAACAGUGUGUGAAAACCUUGUGAAGACUUACAGAAAACGUUUGACCUGUGUCAUUGCCAACAAAGGGUAUAUAACAAAGUAAUGAGAAACUUUUGUUAUUGACCAAAUACUUAUUUUCCACCAUAAUUUUCAAAUAAAUUCAUUAAAAAUCCUACAAUGUGAUUUUCUGGAGAAAAAAAUGCUCAAUUUGUCUGUCAUAGUUGACGUGUACCUAUGAUGAAAAUUACAGGCCUCUCUCAUCUUUUUAAGUGGGAGAACUUGCACAAUUGGUGGCUGACUAAAAACUUUUUUUCCCCACUGUAUAUUAAAAAAAAACUCUUUCUGACUACUGUAUCAAGUUAAUAAAUCUAACUCUUUAGUUAAGAGAAAAUACACAUCUGUUACAAGGCCAAACUAAACAAAGGGACUCUGCUUCAUUUAAAGUCAUGCAUUUUACACACACUUCCUUAGAACAUAAACAUUUAAGAUUCAAACCUUAGAUUUGCAUUAUAAAGUACUUUGUGCAUAGAUUUGCUGUUGAUUGAGAAAUAGAAAUGUACAGAAUAUUAAUUUACAGCUAUAAUUAGGUCAAUAUAGCUUUUUCAAAGAACACUGGGAAAAAGUCAAAUUUAAAACAGAAAAGCGAUGCUGUAAAAUCCGAUACUACAGGCACCCCAUUGUUCUAAGUGCCAACAUUAAGACACACACAACUACAUAGACAAUAUUAACAAUAUCAAAAUACUUAACAAAGACAUGGAUUUAAGUUUCACUCCUUAAGGCUUCGAUGCUCCUUCCAGGCUCUGUCGCCGCCGGCCGCGACCGGGAGACUCAUGGGCGGCGCACAAUUGGGCCAGCGUCGUCCAGGGUAGGGGAGGGAAUGGCCGGCAGGGAUGUAGCUCAGUUGAUAGAGCAUGGCGUUUGCAACGCCAGGGUUGUGGGUUCGAUUCCCACGGGGGGCCAGUAUAAACAAAAUAUGUAUUCACUAACUGUAAGUCGCUCUGGAUAAGAGCGUCUGCUAAAUGACUAAAAUGUAAAUGUAAUGUAAAUGAUGCUCAAAUAGUCAAUGCCAUCAUCACUUUCCAACACUGAGUAUAGAAAUCUGUGUAAAAUCCACAGACAUCAGCAUUAAAAACAGACUACAGAACAGCAUGGAGCCUCGCAUCUGGCCAUGUAACAAAAACACAGAUUACAAUUCAGAAUGUUAGGGUGAUGGGUGAUAGGGGAGGAGUAGAUGGAAUUAAUUGAAAAUACAUGUCAGCUGAAGUUCACAUCACUAUUUUCUCUGUCAUAUGAUUGUAUGACACCUCAUAAGCAUAUAAAAUAGACACAAAGAGAGGGAUUAAGACAGUUUUGAUGGUGUACUGAUAAAUCAUACACAUGUGUACUGUACAUGUUUUAGUUCUUGUGAAAAAUUGAGAUUAGCAGAAUCUCCCUAGAAAUGAUUUGUGGUACAUUAAAACUUAAUGAUGUUCCUCAUUCACAGGACUUGCAAAUGUGGGUGAAGAUAUUCCAUAUUUAGGAUGACUGUCAUUCAAAUCAUAAUACCUAAGCAAAUCUGUUGGUAGAGCAUGGCGCUUGCAACGCCAGGGUUGUGGGUUCGAUUCCCACGGGGGGGCCAGUAUGAAAAAAAACAAACAUGUAUGCACUAACUGUAAAUCGCUCUGGAUAAGAGCGUCUGCUAAAUGACUAACAUGAAUCAUACAAACCAAAAUGUAAAUGUUAAGUCACAUUACAAUGUCAUGAGAAUAAGUAACAAAACAUUAUUGUGACAGGCUUUGUGAACACCCUGUGUGGGUAUUCUGACAGUAGCCUGCUUCUGCCUUCAACUGUGCCACAUCAUUGCCAUUCCCAAACAGUCUUAGCAAGGUGACAUGUUUGCAAAGCAGAAACACUGGCACCACCCAGGCUAUUCACUGGCCAUGUCAAGGCAAGGGUCAUUUUACCCACACCUGGGAGAAGAAAGACAUAAGACAGACGAGUAAAGGACCGGUAGAAAUCUAUAAUACUUACAUUAUGUAUUCAAUUCACUUUAUAAACCAAAUACGGUUAGUGCUCUGUUGAAGUUGCCUCCCAGGGAGAGCGUAUAGGCACUGGAGACCAGGGCAGAGGGGAGUAGGAUACGGUGGAGAGAGGAGGGAUGGUUGUUCCUCCUCUUCAUGUUUGGCUUGGGCUUGGGGUUAAGGCACCACAUUAGCAUGACUGAGUCUUAUGGAGCAACGCUGCAGGUUAGAGGGACAACCUGCCAUCCAACACUAGCGCCAGCGAAAGUACUCCUCACUUAUCAAUUCUAUCUUCGGAGUCAAGAUGUGAUUUUCCUUCACACAUUUAAUGUUUUCCUUAUGGCUUUACAUCAACAGAAGUGCACAGCCUUAGGGUUAGUUUAGGGUGAGGAUCCUUAUUUGCUCAAUCUCCACAAGGUUAGUGGCUAUUUGUCAAAGGAGGUGAUAAUAAAUCGGUCCAUUGUCCUACCUGAGGCCACAGGUUUGUUUAGAUUUAGUUUGUAGGUUAGGGUUUGGAAUAUGGUUAAGGCUAGGUUUAAGGUUGGGGUAAAGGUAAGGGUUAUGGCUUCUCAUAAAUUGACCCACAGAGGGAUAGGGGCUUUUUCACACAAAUUCAAGCAUUACAAACCCAUAGGUCACAUAUGCCUGUUUGUCUCUAGUAUAAAUGGUGGGUGUGAGGUGGUUUGGUUCUGUUCUGAUGUGGCCUCCCUACUGGUCUGAGGGUAUUACAGUAAGGAAUUAAUCUAUUAUGGAAACAGUUACACACUUCAGAGAGCAGGGACAUGUUUCUGACAGACCUCACACUGCUUCAUAUAUACUAGCAUGAAGUUCACAUCACUAUUUUCUCUGUCAGUUUACGUGAGGGUAAACUUUCAGAUGAGGGUUAUGGUAAGGGUAGAGUUGGUGUUGGCAAGCGGAGAGGUCAGUUGAAGCAUUUCCCAUCUGAGGGGGUCUCCAACUUUAUUUUGUUGCAUGAGAGCUAAUCAUUUUUUUCCUGCAACUCUUCUGCAGAUCUUUAGUGUACAAGAGUACUGUUUUCUGUCAAUAUACCUGGUAAAAUAAUGUUAAAUAAAAAACUCUAGGGCCCCUAUAAAACCAAAACAUUUUCCCCAAAUUCGGUUUCAUAUUUUCCCAAAUUCAGUUUUCUCAGUUACAUUUUUCCUGGUUUUAGAUUAUUUUGUUUGUCACUCAAAAUUACACUUGUUCAUAGAGAAACAACGAAAUAGGAUGUUCUGAAUCCAUGCAACGCUUAAAUCACAGCAGAAGACAAUUUGUUUUAGGUCUGGAAGAAUUUAGAUUUGAGUGUAAUUCCCCUUUUUUAAUUGCGCAUCUGGCCCUUUAAUUGCGCAUCUAGUGUGCCGGCUAAUGUGCCAGUCUAGCGAGGGUUCUGUAGUGCUGCUGCUCAUUUCAUAGCAAACUUUGCAAAUAACAAUUAAUCGAUACAAAUGCUAUACUUACUCAUGAUAUACUUCUGCCAAGUAAGCCUAUUUUGCAGUUAACAUUUAACUGAGAAGGUUUUGGGGAAAGUAUUUCUGUCAACCCACAAGACGGUUAUCACAUCAACUGCCUACUAGUGAUGGACAUUCCGAGUCUUUUCUGUGAGCCGGAUCAUUUGGCGCCGUUCACCUGAAAUAGCCGUUAAUUUAGCUCCCAAACGACUCUUCGCUCAGUAAUGCUUAGAAAUUGACCUAAAACCAUCAUUUAAAUCCUAAAACGUUGCUUAUCAGAUUGUGAAAUGUGAGUUCCAUUUAUUUUUUUGGACUAUAUUAUUAGAUGCCCUGCCCCCCCAAAAAAGUAAGACUUAAUGACGCUCUCUCCUCAUUAUAUUGUUCCUGCACUGAGGACCCAUCACUACUGGCUACACACAGAGUAAUAGACAAACGCCCGUACCACACAGACAGAAAAGGAGCAAUAUUGCUGGAAAUUAAUUGGCAGAUAUUGUGUUAGGUUUGGCUUUUUAAGCCAAUAGUGGCUAACCAGGGGUGGGAUAAUGUCAAUGCAUGUACUUUCAGAAUUGUUUGGCAAGCUACUCAUAUGUGGUCUGCGAGCUACUGGUAGCUGAUAACCAGGUGGCGAAUCGCAUCUCUGCAUGUCUGGCAGACAUAUCAGUAUGGAUGACGGAUCACCACCUCAAGCUGAACCCUGGCAAGACGGAGCUGCUCUUCCUCCCGGGGAAGGACUGCCCGUUCCAUGAUCUCGCCAUCACGGUUGACAACUCCGCUGUGUCCUCCUCCCAGAGUGCGAAGAGCCUAGGCGUGACCCUGGACAACACCCUGUCGUUCUCCGCCAACAUCAAGGCGGUGACCCGCUCCUGCAGGUUCAUGCUCUACAACAUUCGGAGAGUGCGACCCUGCCUUACACAGGAAGCGGCGCAGGUCCUGGUCCAGGCACUUGUCAUCUCCCGUCUGGACUACUGCAACUCGCUGUUGGCUGGGCUCCCUGCCUGUGCCAUUAAACCCCUACAACUCAUCCAGAAUGCCGCAGCCCGUCUGGUGUUCAACCUUCCCAAGUUCUCUCACGUCACCCCCCUCCUCCGCACACUCCACUGGCUUCCAGUUGAAGCUCGCAUCCGCUACAAGACCAUGGUGCUUGCCUAUGGAGCAGUGAGGGGAACGGCACCUCUGUACCUUCAGGCUCUGAUCAGUCCCUACACCCAAACGAGGACAUUGCGUUCAUCCACCUCUGGCCUGCUGGCUCCCCUUCCUCUGCGGAAGCAUAGCUCCCGCUCAGCCCAGUCAAAACUGUUCGCUGCUCUGGCACCCCAAUGGUGGAACAAGCUCCCUCACGACGCCAGGACAGCGGAGUCACUCACCACCUUCCGGAGACAUUUGAAACCCCACCUCUUUAAGGAAUACCUGGGAUAGGAUAAAGUAUUCCUUCUAACCCCCCCCCAAAUUGUAAAGUGGUUAUCCCACUGGCUAUAGGGUGAACGCACCAAUUUGUGAGUCGCUCUGGCUAAGAGCGUCUGCUAAAUGACGUUAAUGUGCCCUUGAGCAAGGCACUUAACCCUAAUUGCUCCUGUAAGUCGCUCUGGUUAAGAGCGUCUGCUAAAUGACUAAAAUGUAAAUGUAAAUGUAGUGAUCGACCUGUUGGAGACCCCUGGUUUAAAACAUACAACAAAUAACAGGAAAAUGAUCCAUAAAAACAUCUAAAAACUUAGUUGGAAUUGACAACACAGCAUCAAACAGAAUAGAACAAGGAAAUAAGAUGAAGGUUCACAUAUUACAUUUAAAAAAAAAUCUGUAAUCCCAUUGGUCUCAGAGUGGAGACACAAUUGGCUGUUCCAGGUAGAGAUGCUCAUUUUAUGACUGCUCAGCAUCCAAUCCGUGAACUUUGCAGCACCCGUUACCAUGGCAAUUCUAAAAAGUCUGGCUAAGUCUGCCCCCCCCCCAUGUCUUGUGUCUGUUUGGGGGGUGCGGGGGGAGCAGAAGUAGGGCAUCUGAGUGUCUGGGGGCUCCACAGGUUCCAAGGGUAAGGUCUCUUAUGUCUUAUGAGGGUCUGGGGUGAGGGGUCCGGGGGUGUUGGUCCCAUCCAGGCUGUGUGUGGGUAUAUGGAAAUGAGGGGUGAGCACCGAGGGGAACUGGAAGAGAACACAUAAGAGAACACAUGAGAACACAGUACCGCUUCAAAUAAAGAGCAGAAUUUGGGUCCAUAGAAUAGAGGACAGAAACAGAAGACACAGUAUGGAGUAGAAACACAGGGUGUUUCUCAAUAUGCAUACUACCGUGCUCUACACUCAUGCUCCUCCUUCGUUCUCCGAGGACGUUCUCGAGUGAGGAGAAUGCAUAAAAAUUAACAUUUUGAGAAGCACUGCGCACUCCCCUGCUACUGCAUUACCUUUGACCAAUACAGACGAAACAAGAUAACUACAUAAAGCAAAUGCAAGCAUGUAACUUCAUAAUUAUCAGCCAGCUAUUUGUGAAACGUAUUAAUCUAGCCAGCCAGCUAGUUUUACAUGUAAAAAACGACCUAAAACGAAUGUUGUAAUGAAAGGUAAUGUAGAUAGCCAACGUUAACUACCAAUUCUGUCAGUUAGCCUGCGGUCUACGCACACUACAGUGGAUAUUCUAGGCAGUUAAACAUGCCAAAAUUAACACAGUACGUAUUUAUUUUUAAUGUAUCAAGGCAACACGAGAUGUGAUUGGGCAACUUUUCAUUCUGAAGUCGGAGUUAAUUUUCUCUCACUUCAGCUCAAAACCAGCCGCCAUUGUUUUCAAGAAAUAUUGAGUCGUUUUUUACUUGGCUCGUCUUAUUACGCCAACAAUCCUGGGAAUAUUUCAAUUGAAGCUUGAAUCGAUUAAUACUUAGAAAUGUGUACAAACAAAGUAUGCAUAUGAGAACAGCCAUCCGUGCUCCUUUCGUAUACUUUGAUUUGGACUCGUACGCCGAUUACCGUUCCAUGCUCGGAGCACAGUAGUAUGCAUAUUGAGAAAUACCCACUGAAACACAGAACAGGCUAGAGCAGGAACUGACAGAGAGGACAAGGACAGAAAGAGGAAUAAGAGAAAGACAAUGAAGUGCAGUGGAGAUUGAAGGGUUCCCUGAGACAUGGAUGAGUGGGAUAGAGUGAUGAGAGAGGGGGUGUGUUCUGACCUGGAACAGGGUGUGUGCUCCCUGCUGGCGCCGGGUGGCAGGGCUGAGGGGAGCCACCGGGCUGAGCGUGCUCCAGAAGUGGAUGUUAGAUAGAAGGGGACUGGGGGUCAGCAACAGAGUGGGUGUCUGUAAAUACACACACAAAACACACAAGGAGCUAGUCAGCAACAGAUUUGGACACAUAAAUAGUCAUUUGGGAAUAUCUCAAAUUAUGGCACAAAAUUGUUCUCAAAACUGGAAUUCCAGCUUUAAGUGCAAGUAUUCGUGCAGACUUGAUAAAGACCAGAAGAAAAAAGAUGUGCUCUUCUGUAUCCAUAAUGGAGGCUUUGAUGGUUUCCCAGCAGGCCAAGGCAAAGUCAACCCAGAGGAGAAGCUGGCCUGGGGCUGGCUCAAACAGUGCUGUCUCAUGACCAAAGUAACACAGAUGUUAAACUAUAGAGGGAGAAUCUGAGAGAAUAAUGAGACCAUUGUCAGGUCGAUCUAAUCUUACAAUCACAACAGGAACACAUGGUCAUGUGGUCAAACAGUCAACAUCCCAUUGACAGGCCAAAUGAAUGAAAAUAGUAAUUGUCAUGGUAACUCUGUUCAGACUGGGAGAAUGGGUGUUCAAUAAAACUACAACACUGCUGCCAUCUGCUGGGGGAAAAUUAGCAAUGAACUGUGUUUACAUUUCACUUAGCCUCGUCCCGAAUUGUAAAUGUCUCUUCUCCUAAUCAAGAACACAUCUCAAACAAUAAUUCUGAGUGAGUGUGGAGUGUAUAAGAUUGCGUAAAAAUGAAUGUGUGUGUGUCUCACCUGUAGCAGUGCUGGUGUGAGAGAGGCGGUAGGUAGGGAGGGGCUGUAGAGGUUCAUAGGUGAGAGGUCAGAGGUGGUGACCACCAGUGUAGGAGUGGACAGCUCCAGGACUUUAGGAGGCUUGCGGGCCUUGCCCCCUGUGAUAUGGGCACUUACACACAACGGAGACAAACUCAUCUCCCUAUUCCCUCCCUUGUCCCUGUUCUCUACACACGCCUCACCACCUGACACUUGGCCAGAACUCUGCACCUGAGAGAUGGGGAGGGGAAAGCAGUUGAAUCACAGAAAGCAAAAACAGGAAUGCUAAAUCCAUCUUCAUGUUGAGUAAUCUGCAUCUCUGUGGACUGUAAGGAGAUGGUCUCCAUGUCGCAGUAGGUUGUGUGUGUGUGUGUGUUUUCCUUACCCCCUGUAUCUGCGUCUCUGUGGGCUGGGAGGAGAUGGACUCGAUGUCGCUGUCAAUCACAAGCUCCUUGGUGGAAUCAGGCACCAUAGUGGGGGAGGGGCUCCGAGAGGACAACUCUGAUAGGCUGAAACUAUUCAGGAUUCUAGGACUCGAGGAUUCCAUGGGCUUGGCUUGCUCAAACGCACACACAGCCUGAGGCAGGAGGACGGAGUGUGUCAUCACGACAUCACCCAUGGGAGGCGGGACUUGGAGAGAGCACAAUGGCGGAUUAGGUGUUUCUAUGGUAACCAGAGGAGGGGGAGGGCUUCUCUUGGGAGGGGUGGUCCCAAACUUGAUAACUGACGGCGACAGCAUUGGCUGCUGAGAGGGCGGGUCUUGAGUCUGGGUAUUGGACUUCCUGUCGGCCAUCUUGUCUGCAGGGUUCUCCAUCUUGAUGGACUUGAAGAGCUGGCGUCCAUUUUGCAGCGACGUGAGGGUGAAGGAGGUGUACAGGCCAGAGUGGAUGUAGUCAUUACGGCUGGACGGCUUAGUACUGGACCCCUGUGUUGCUGUCAUACCUUCACCCCUGUCCCCACGUUCACCAUCUUGGGAGGUGUUGUCCCCCCUCUCGGACAGCGGCAGGCUACCCCCUGCACCCCCCUCCCCCUCCAGCCGAGCAGAGGCAUCCCCUUUCAGGAUGUCUGGGUAGGAGACGAAACGGUACACAAACUUCUGCCCGUUCACCUUCUUAAUUAUGUUCUAGAAGAGAGUAGGGGAGAGCGAGAAAUGUUACGCUAUGUGGAAAAAGAUGUACACAAGACAGACACUCUACUCUCUCUUUCCUCUCCUCCCCCCUCUCCCUCUUCCAAAAACAGCCCACAGAGUAACCACUGCGUGGGACUGUUCCAUUCUUCCUGUCUGUCCCAAACUAAACACAGCUCACCACCCCACCCACUGACAGAGGCAGGCUGUCUUUAGGCUAAACCACAGGCAGAGUGGACAAGACACACAGCAACACAUGAACCCAGCAGUACUCUUGAGAGACUGGGUGGUGUGGUGACAUCACAGGAGGGCAUAACAGAAACUUCCCUGGCCAUAGCUCUACCCAGCCCAGCAUUAAACUAAACCCUGCACUCAUUUUCAACAAGUCUCAUCAAGGGGCUCCUUGUCAAAGUUAAUGCGUUGUGUGGGAGUGUGUGUGUGUGUACCUUGUCAUAGUAUUAGUAUUCUGCUGAGUUUGUUGUAAUUCAUGCUGUGUGUGUGUGUGUGUGUAUGUGUGUGUGUGUGUAGGGCCCUAUAAAAUCUGUGAUGCGGAGAACGCGGAUGGGAUCACGGAAUCCAGACAAAAUGGAAUUCAACAAUAUAAAAUUUUUUUAUUGAACUUAUUUCAAAAUGUAUUAACUUGCCCAAGAUUAUCAUAGGACAUGAACAAAAUUCAUCAGUGAUUGUUACUUUCCUUCAACUCUCUGAAGAGGUAACGCGGGAAUGCCCGUCUUGGUGCACGUUUGUCUCCCACUUCGUGUAUUCUGAUAGAUGGGAAGGCUUUCCAAAAAACCUUCUCAAUUAAAUGUUAACUACAAAGUAGCCUAUGCCUACAUGGCAGAAUUAUAUCAUGAUUAUUUUCAUCAUUCCAGUGGGUAUUUGUUUAGCAAACUCUGCAAUCACAUGUGCACUACAUAAACAGCGCUAGCCAAACAAGUCUCUUACAUUUACAUUUUUGUCAUUUAGCAGACGCUCUUAUCCAGAGCGACUUACAGUAAUGAGUGCAUACAUUUUCAUACUGGUCCCCUGUGGGAAUCGAACCCACAACCCUGGCGUUGCAAGCACCAUGCUCUACCAACUGAGCCACACGGUGUGCAUUUGCUGGUGUGCACUUGAAUUAAAGGGUAUAUAUACAAAUAAAAAAAAUUAAAACGUCUUAGGUUUUUCCCAGACCUCAAAAGUGGUCUGCUGAUGUUGUUUAAGCAUUGUUGUGGACUUAGAACAUCCUAUUUUCUUUUUUCUACUAAAAACGGAUUUUGAGAGCGAAAACCUGAAGAAAUCUUGGACAAAUCAGAAACCCUGAAAAACAAAAACGGAGAAAACAGAAUUUGGGGAAAAAACUAAAUGGAAUUGGGCAAAAAAGACUACAGAUUUUAUAGGGGUCUAUGCAUGCAUGUGUGUGUACCUUGUCGUAGUAGUAUCUCAGGGCUCUGCUGAGCUUGUCAUAGUUCAUGCUGGGUUUGUUCUUCCUGGUGCCCCACAGCUUGGCUACGUCCUCCGCCUGCAGCAGCUUGAACUCGCCCUCCUCAUUGGUCCAGCAGAUCAGCUGAUCAUUGGUGGGGUCCAAUAG